This is a messenger RNA of Spirometra erinaceieuropaei, 47050 nucleotides long. NCBI's taxonomy places the organism in Eukaryota, Metazoa, Platyhelminthes, Cestoda, Diphyllobothriidea, Diphyllobothriidae. The record is from the annotation of a GenBank genome assembly.
AUGGAAGCUGACACCAACGACAACCUCCCCUUCCUCGAUGUCCAAGUGCGUCGGUGUGCAACAAGGUAAAUGCAAACUACCGUUUAUAAGGCAAGUAAUACACUUUAACAGAAAUUAUCCUCUUUAUCGCAAACGCAGCUGUGUCCGGACACUAUUCUAGCACAUCAGCUGACAGAAGAGCAAUAACUUCAUAAGCCCAUUCGGAAAAAUGAAUAUCCAAGUCAUUUUAUCAAGCAAAGCAAGCGCCGAGUGAAAAGACGAUGAUAACAAGAACAGCAACCCGUAGUCUGGAGGACUAUUCCUUACAUUAAAGGAGUCCACGAAGCAAUUUCAAGACAGUUACAACCCACCAGGGUAAGAAUUACUCAUUGACCCCAUACAACAAUUUGUCGUCGUUUGGUGCAACCGAAGGACACACUGCCACCUACUGAAACCUCAGCAGUCGUCUACCAAAUGCAUCGCAACGAUGGAGUCUGCAAGUACGUUGGGGAAUUCGGACGGAAAUUUCAGACCCGCCUACACGAACACAAACUGGCAACUCGGAGAGUAGACCCGAACUUACAGUUUGCAACGCGUAUAGCAGACACUGAUCACAGUUUUGGCUUUCAUGGAGGAACUAUUUAAAGCCAGGACAUUUAAAAGAACAGAACGCCAUACACUUGGGGCAUGCCAAUUCCACCAACAGGUAUCUAGACCCUUUUGCGGUCUAUAGAGUUAUACGUCACUAUGUACUCCAUGACCAGGACAAUACAGUCACAAGAGCAAAUAUGAUCUGUCGACUAAUUCUCCCGAACGAAAUGCUCAGAUGCGACCGACUCCAUUUGCUGUGGCGAUAAACAAAGCAGGUGGCCGCCUACAUUCACAUAUAAUGGCCAGAAGGCCAAGGCAACAAAGGACAACCAAUUGGGUCGUUUGUUUAAAAUUCUGUUCUAUUUUUUGCACAAAACGCUUUGAAAAUGUGGAGUCCGUCAAGCCCUCCAAAACGUCAGCUACUCUGAUCCUGUAUGCCCUACGCAUUUCUCAGAUUAGGUAGAUUGAAUCAUUCUAUCCUAUUGCUACUAUAGAAAAUAGAGCUGCAUAUACUAUUGAUCCGUCUGGUGCGGAAGUUGGUCCCGAUGAGUCCAUUAGCUUACCGGUUGGGAGUCCAACACUAGGGCAGCUGGAAGGGAGGCACCUGGAGAUUGCUGACGCUGAAUGCGAAAAGAGAACGUUGUUCGGAGCAUUGGCGGGGAGUAGAGCGUGAUUCAAUGUUUGCGAGGGCAGCGGCACCGACAGUCUUCACCGACACACGGUAACACCUCGCCCCUCCUGAGUUCCCGCAGAAGUGACUUCAGUUCACUCAGACAACUCAUUCGGAUCCAAGGUGCGUUCCAACUGCUGAUUCAUCGGCUCCCACGUGGGUGUGGGAAAAGUUGUGAAGUCCCCUCCUUCUGACCUAGGUGCCGCAAUUACGAAAUCCACUGCAGUCAUCCUGCCUUGGUCCCCGUGAACAUAGUGGCGCAGAGCUUGAGAAGCCGGUAGUAGGUCGCGCACAUAAGCGUACAAGUAAAAACAGUUAUGGCAGCGUUUCUUAUCAGUCUUUUUAAAUAAGAAACACAUGCGUUGGCACGAUGUUUUAAAAUUUGACUCCUUCUUUGUGGAUCUGCAUGGCGCACGCAAGCAACUUAACAGUUUGUCAAGCGAAAAUUGCGUUUUUAUCUAAUUGUCUGCGUCCCUUGAUGAUCCCAUAUGCUGGGCUAAAGGCUGCUCCUUCUCCUAUAGCAAAAUUACACUACUCUAGGUCAUCCUGGCGAUGCCUCCCCUAUCUCGUGGAGAGUCGAAAACGUAUAAGUGUAUAAACGUUUAAAGGACUGAAGAGUCACCCUAUCAGUGAACUGUUUAAAAACUGAAACAAAUCUCUUCAUAAGGUAUACUUUCCGACAGACUAGUUGUAAGAAAUGGCAUCCUGUGUGUUUUUCCGGUGGAAGACAAUCACUACUUAAUUAGUUUAUUAUGAAUAUGUCUGGAUAAGGUGGGUGUAAUGAUGGUUAGCAAGGAAUGAGCUUAAAACCCUUAAGAAAAUCAUCUAAUAUGCUAAUACUCAUCCUGGCCUCGCUUAUGAGCCGGUUUCUUACUAAGAGCGUACGCAAAAGUUACAGUCCACAUUUUGAAGGUUUCUACUCGUAAGGCACUGUCGUCGUCGUAUCCGAAUGACGCAAUUAAUACGCACGUCGCCAAAUUAGUCGUCCUCACUAUGGCAACGGAAUUGAUAAAGCCUUCACACGCACCACUACCCCGGCUAUCGCUGACAUCUGGCUUACCAAAGAAGGGAUAGGGAGGAGUUUGCCUUUUUGCAUUUCUGCCAUGGUAACCACAGCAGUUGAAACAGUGGUUUUAACAUAAGGCCAGUGUGACGUAAUCAGUGUCCCGUUCCCUUCUGAGGUGAAGGCAGCGUGAAAUCCCAAGAGUCUGUCACCUUGCCGAGAAGAAUUGCCCAAAGAAGACGAAGGUGUGAUCACCGGAAUAAGAAGUUUAUUGGCCUGACGGUUCGGAUCCACACUCGAACACAUCAUCCGAGACAGUCGCAGAUAAGAGUAAUGGUGGCACAAGGAGUGCAGUAUUUAUAGCACGUGGCUGCUGUGGGACAAUAUGCGCACUGUAAUUAACAGCUCUCGCAAUCACCGCUGAGGUCAUAAUUGAUGCGAUGGUGACUUGUCAGUCCGCGUCCGAGUCGUUAGUGGCUGUGAUUUCGUCAUCCGUGCUGGAUGCUGGUGUGACGAUUGCUCGGCAAAUUGGCUCCCUGUCACUGGGAUAAUUGCUCGCCCGCGCCCUCCCCGCGUGACUGAUUUCCCUGCUCAGGGAAAAUCUCAGCACACAAUAAGGUACCGGGAGGUCAUUGCGCUUGUUGAUGGAUUGCGUGCCAGGGAAUUAUGACUCGAGCAGCUCGCGGCUCACGCGAUUUUUCAACCUUUGCGAGGAUUUCAGCCUCUGAAAUCUUGAAAAUAUGGCCGGGUGCCGUCGAUUGUGCCGCCACCAGAGAGCAAGCGUUUUCCCGCUCCACUGCGGCUGCGUGAUCGGCAAUUUGAGAACGGAGUAAUCUCCCAGUUUCUCCGACAUAGUUGCUUUGUCCGCAACCACACCAGAUCCGGUCAGGCCAAUAAAUUUCUUGUUCCAGUGAUCUAAUCUUCGUCUUAUAAACUGCCACCUGGAACUCGCCCGUCCGCUUCUAUCAGCAAGAAAUGCAAGUCUACGGAGGCCAGUGUAAGAGUCAGGUCAAUAAAUGCGGUAGGCGUAUAUGGAGACAUUUUAAAAAAUUAAAGUAAUGAAAGCUUUUUACAUGAGGACUGAGUUAGUAAAUAAUCCAGCCUAAUCCAGUUUACUUGUGGGAAGUGUCUAAACUCAAAAUCAGUUGAACAGCUGCUUAAGUGGCUUUUAAAAAAGGAGAUAAAAUGCCUCGUCCGCCGAUCAUAAAAAAACUUCUAGUUAUUGGUCAUUCCGUCGACCCCAAAAUAUGCUUCCGACAGCUCAUGCCGACGCGAACGACUCGGGGAUUGCGCUAUUUAAAAGGUGCUCACAUACGACAGACGAAUCUCGACCUAUGCAAACAGUUAAACCACGUCGUCAACCUUAAGUUGUCCUGGUAAAUCUCAGUCCUUAGAUUUAUGCACCCAAUGCAUUUUGUUGUUUAUAUCUGUUCUAAAAGGACUUGUGGCGUCAGGAGACAAAAUAUUACCGUGAAGGUUAUUUUACACUGCCGAACAAUGUAUUAUAAAAAAUUUUCGAUGGAUCAGGACGAUUGUUCUCGUGCCGAUUAGUUAAUUUAACUCAUCCAAGAGGCAGACAAUGUGGUAAAGCUUAUGAUCAGAAGGCUACGUGCGGGCAUAAGUGUCUUACGGAAAUUUAGUAAAAAAAAAUCCACCUAUAAUAUAGAACAUCCGUAUUCCCGUGGCCCCGCCAAUUUUACUUGACAAGAUUUCAAAAAUACGAGACUUUAUUCCGCUAAUCUGUCCAAAAGCAAAUUCCGGUACGACAAAGAUAAAGUAUAUGCGCGGGGCAUACAGUUGCUAACUGUUUUUUUAAACAAAUUCACUAAUGUUUUAACGCUCCUGCUUCACCGCUAAAGGUAUUCAUUUCAUUUACUAAUAGUUUGAGUAUUUUUUACAACCUGACUGCUCUUCGUGACGAACGUUUUUUAAAAAAAACGAACUUUCCAUUUGUCGCAGAAUUACGCGUGAGGGGUGCAGGAAAAAGGUCAACCUAAACAUUUCGAUAUCGCCGACUCCUCAGUGCCGUACAGGUCAGCUAAUGUCAUCCUGCUAACGAAGGACCGACCAAGAACUCUACCGAACAACACUUUUUAAAAGUACUCUUGGCAGUUCUCCAGAUUCUUCCCUUACCUCACGGACAUACCUAACCGUUGCCGCUGAUUGGUUAAUUUUUCUAAAUAAACAUUUUUCAGUCUGAGUAGUUAGAGGUGGCCGUAGGUCCUAUAUUACGAAUUUUCUAUAAGGGGGACCAGGAAGUGUAGUGUCUAGCCCUUGGGGCUACUCGCAUUGCAAACAAAGGUUUAAAACAUGGAAAUUGGUGUUUAGAAGAACUAACCAGGAAACCAGAAUAACAGCAUUUUUAUUCAUGUAUUGCAACACUCACUAACAUCGCUCAUUGAUCAACUAUGCCGUGAACUUGCCGUCACGUGCCUUCUUCGCGAUACCGGGACCUCUCUUGACCGGUUUCAUUUUCGUUAACGAAAACACCUCUCCGCUAUUUGCUAUUCAGUCAGCUGGAUGUGCGGUGCUUGUCCAUGUCUCUGUCUUUCGGAUUACGAAGGAAUGGCCGUGCAGACCUCACAACUAACCAAUAAAAUGCCGAGACCGUUCAAGUCCACUUUUUGCAAUACUUGCUUCCUCAAAAGUUUUGUGUCCUGUCGGGGUUUUUUCUUGUCGUCGUCGUAUGCCCAACAUGGUAAAGGAGUGGCUAACGAUGCGCAAGGACAACAACAUCCAGAGAUGGACUUUUUGUGAAUUUCCGAAUUUUUGUCUCAACCGGCCGGCAGCAAAUAAUUUUGCGCACUUUUACGACAGCUGAUAAAAUGAGCUUUUAAUCGGUCGAAUUUGCUGCCUUCUGACGCAGCAUUGCUUCGAUCUGUCAGUACUAAUGGAUACACGUGCAAGAUUUUUGCCGAAGUUGUUACCAUCUGUGGGGCAUGCAUGAAGAUUUCAAGGCCCGUUGUGUGCGUUAAUUGAGCAGGUAAAAUUGCAUCAAAGCGCUACCUUCAAAACCGUCAAACGAAUUAAAUGUAACAGACACUCCGGCAUGUGCUUUAAGACAAAUAAUGAAAGCUUCUGCACCCUCUCAUGUCAACCGAAAAAAAACUGUCAGAGGAUAUUACGUGGGUAUGUAAUGGCAUUCUUCUAGCAAAUGCAUGGUCACAUGCUGGAAAAUUUUUCGACUGGCACGACACGCUCGAAGAAACUGUCAGAUAAGCUACUCACAUGCAGCUCGGUGAUAAAACGACCCGACCGGUCAGUCAGCGACUAAUGUCUUGUGCGUGCGAAUGGCCAGCUCGCUUGGAUUUUCGCCGAAUUCCUAAACCCAGCCGACGUGAGUAAACAGUCGGUUUAACUCUUGAUAGGUACUUGAGAGAGCAGCAUAGGUUUGUGUGCCGAUAAAUAUCAAUUUUCGCUUCGUCUUAUAAUCUCUUCCACUAUAAAGACACACGAGUAGCUAAGCAGUAACGGUUAUUGCGUAAGCGACUUCUGUAACCGUUGACACCAACUGUUAAACUGCUGCUCCUGCAAUUAAAGCAACCGUUGAAAAGUAGAACAGCGGAUCCAGGCAGCUCCGUGGCUAAGGUGUCUGUUACUCUGGUCUCUCCUCGCUGCCGUUAUUAAAUUUUUAUUGUUUAAUCAGUGUGAUCUAGGCGGAGGAUAAUUUACGGCCUACAACAGGCACGAGGUCUACGUGGGCUAGUUUAAUCCCUGGGUUGCCUAAUUGCAUUGACUAGAACAUAGUCAGCCCAGGCCGGUUAUGAUGAGGAGAAUGGCGUUAGACCACAUAAGCCAGCACCACGAUGUUUGUUUAAACUGGAAGCUGAAGACCGCGCCCUAUUUUCAAGUCACUGGUCCUUAAACUCUCUUUUAACCUCAACUUCAAUGCUCGUAAUUUGAAUGUCUCAAUUUCGUUUAAGUAAUGGAUUGGACUACAUUACCUCAACCCACUUGCUUUGGUUUUUGGAUGCAUCUUGUAGAUAACUACCACUUUCUAUCAGGCGAGAUUACCUCCUGCGGGUUGAUCGCGCACUGCAAAAUGUGACCUGUGGCAAAUGAGCCAGAGGCAUUGAUGCCGAGGUGCCUUUCGGAUAAAUCCCGCAACAUAUUCGUCAACCAUUGCGGUUAAGCCUUAAUUUAAUUACUCCAUUGUAAACGUCCCUAGCUGUUUCAAAUUAAUUUAACAGGUAAAAAUAGAGUUUGAAUGUUUGUUGCGUAUGCUGUUAUCUGUUCAUGAUUGCUUGUACGGCAUUAUGAGUUUGGUGAUUUCGGAAAACCAGUGGAUCGGUUUGCAUAGCCGAUCGGCAACAACAGAGAGCAGUAGGUGGCAGAACACUGAUGAACUUAGUUUUGAUGAAGUACAGUACGUGAAUUAUCUCAUGAAACCUUACAACGGCAACUGAUGUGAGAAUUUCUGGAUUUCUUACAUGAUGCACAUUUGACUUGCUGAUUCAGCUCUCAUAAGGAAAUGUCAUUUUCUUGUGCAAAGAUUGUGUCCAGGUUAUUUUAUAAAGCAAAAUUUUCAUAAAUUUGAAGGAAAGUGAACGUCGCGAUAUAAUCAAGCAAUCUGCCUUUGCUAAUACUUGUUAUAGACAUGGGUUGCUUAUCUGAGCGUAUUUUCCAUGGAAAGAGGAGUAGUGAUCUCUUGAGAGUUUUACCGGACAGAGCUGGCCAGGCCAGAUGCUAACCAGAUGUUUUAUCGAUUUUUAGAAGUCACAUUAGCAGAUUGGCGUGAUUGUAUGUCCUGAAGUGCCGUACUAACGUACACAAGCAAUCCUACGUUUAAAUGUAUUGAAAUCGCCUUGCCGUUUGGAAACGUUUCAAUGUGGUCACGGAAAUUACCACCAGCGAAUAAUUAUUUCCAGUUUUGAACAGAUGAAACAUUACUUGUCGUGCAGUUUAGCUUCUGCACAUUCCUAAUUCACAAAUGGAACAAGCAAAAUCUUACCUGUUUCAGCAAAAUAUUAGUAGGGCACUUUGCCGUGCAUUCAUAAUCGUAGAAGGGAGUCUAAAAACGAACAAAACAGUACAAAUGUCGCAAUAAAAAGACAAAGGCAUGUCAUUGCGUUUUCAGUUAAAAAAUAUUUGUAUUGUUUAGGGGCGUAAAAGAUACGGACAAAAGUGUCAAAUUUGUUUGGCCUUUGUACAAAAAUGCAAAGUACACAGAGAUCUUUAAAGAAGUAACUUAUUAGGGAAAGUUUUCCUGAUAAUCGAAGGCCUAUUUGUUGCUGGAUUUCGUUGUGGACAGCAGUUUUAUUCAACAAUGAAUUUCCAUGCUUAAGUGAGUUUUUAAAUGUGACCCAAACGAUCUUCUACAUGAAAGAGAACUCCCAAACACUCACUACCUCGGUAAAUGGCCACAAUAAGUAUCUUAUUUUAAAUUUUCUAACCAGUAAAUGAUAGAGAACCUGUCUUAAUGGUCGAUCAGCGGGAAACACGGAAAAUCAUGGAGUAUUAAGCGAUACUUCAGGGUCGAUAUCACACUCAAAGUAUUCCAAAACAAACGAAAAUGCAAAUUAAUUUAACGGAAGAAAAUUUCUCUUAUAAACACAAAAAUGGUAUAUUUACGAUUACGUCUGUCAAUUCUGUUAAAAUUUAUUAGUCACAGAUCGGCCUGGUAGCGUGUGACUUUGUAAAAACGUUUUCUCCAACGACGUCCACGUCGGUAAAAUCCAGCAUAAUCCUGUUUCUCAUGUUGAACCGCAUCUCAGUUAACUCAAACGACUUGAGAAUACCAUGAAUCCCCGAAAAACUGUUUUGGAAUCUAUACUCAGACUGUAGACUGUUGGCAAACCGCAAUACCUGAAGUUAUACCAAUUCCCAAAGAAUAUACCGAUGGAAACUUAAUUAAAACAUCAUUUUUAAAGAAAUUUUAUUCGUGUAUCCAUGUUUACUCAGUUUUUGCAUUGGAGGAGAUUUUGUACACCUAAGAAGAAGUUUGCUCAACUAAAACCAAAUCCGACUCUUUUGGGAUUUUUCGCUUUUCUAGAGCAAUUGGCAUUUCGAAGAAACGCCACACUGCCUUUACUGUUUUUUGUGUUCUUAAUUCUUCUUUAAAUUCACUUAAUUAGCAUAGAUAUUGGAUCCAUGCAUUGGGGAUGGCUUGCGAGUGAGUAGCAAUGAUUCGUCAAUUUCGACACCUUUCAUGAGUUAGGUCACUAACCGUACUUAGAGCAUGUUUGAUAGACCCCAUACGCUGUGCAUGUUUGCUUUUCUUGUCCCAGAUGGUGGCCAAGGUUGUGAUUGGCUAAAUAACAAAUGAAACACUCUACCCUUGUCCUCUGUCUUCAACCGCUAUACCAUUAUAACUUAAAUUAUUUUGGCCAGACAGCUGGUCGCCUGUUUGGGACCUUUGUCACCCAUGCGGGGCCUAUUCGUUUCUCGAAAUCUUGGGGGGGGGUUACUGUGCGUCCAAUACUGCUUGGACAAAUUGUCAAUCUGCAGCAAAAUAAAACAUCUGCUAAUGGAGUAAUAAUGAACUUCGUUUUGAGUACUUACGAGCCAUUUGAUAGUACAUCUAGGUCGGACCUUGUUUCGUAACCGUACCUGAAGUAGACAUGCCCCAAACUAACCCUAACCCCUAGCAUUAACUCCUAAACCUAUCUCCUAACCCCUAACCUGUGCGGCUAGGAAAUGGAAUCUUGUGCUAUGCAUGGGCUGGUUUUGCGUUCUGGGAGUCAUUGGUGCAAUUUUAACGCGGUAAGUCCGAAACAACAGGCAUUUUAGACUACCGCAGCACCGUCAGUUUCUGGUGUUUGGGCAACUAGAAUGAUGUUGUUUCCGAGACUUUCACGUGUCGUGUGCAUUUUUACGCCCCCUUGUUUCGAGCUCAAGGCUGCAGUUCAAUUCGCAUUUCUGAAACCUAUUUUCAAAGGGUUGUCAUAGGGAUCUAUGGGUGUUUAGGAGAUAAGAAAAUGUUGCCAGUUUAUGCGAAAAAACUGGUAAUGCUCUCAGUGGUGCGCUAGUGAUUGGUAAAGAGUUCAGUUUUCUUUAUACACGCCUGUCUCCAAAAUGAAAUUACACUAUGUCUGCCAAAAUGCGUGUGUUAACACCUUCUGCAACUGCCAGUCAGUGGUCGAUUCUGAAUCUGUCCGUGCAAAAUAAUUGCUAUGGCUCGAUCCAAGCGUUUUGUGUACCUAGAAGUUUUAAGAGGCAAUUUGGCGAACAUACGUCUGCUUUCGGUAAAUUCUCUUCAGGCCUGUGCAUUUAUAUGGGUAUUUAAGUAAUGAACUAAAAGAUACGGACAAGUAGACAAUUAAGCUGUAGCUCGGGUGUGGGGAGCGGAGGGGGGGGGGAGUGAAACACCACAAUUCCAGUCAGCGUCAGGGAGAAGGUGUGUCCCGGUGAAGGUAAUUACAUGCCGGUGGCUGGCUUGGUGGCUUUAACCCAUGGCAACUUUGGGACCAGUAUGUAAUUCUUCUGCGCGCAUAGGACCAGUCCGCGUAGCCUGAUUGCAGCUGCCUCUGCCGUAGCCAACAAGCACUGCCCAAGGAGUUUUAGAUAGCUUAACGGGACCUUGCAAAUCACUAUGAAGGCCUCUCUGGCAUCUACACGGUGGUCUGUGUCUGCCAUGCGUGCGAGGCUCGGGCUGUUGAUAUUCUUUAUUUGACCCUUUCCUAGCCAUGCUGGGAGAUGUUAUUUUUAUUCUUUUGGAUAAACGCCGGCUCAUGCGACCAAUAUAUUCUGCCCCACAGGAACAGGUGAAGGAAUAAAUACACAUGGAGGUGGUCUGAGCUGGUAGUUUGUCUUUACCCUCUCCGUAUAGGAUGGGACUGGUGGAGCUGCUGGAAAGGUCUGUGAUACAGCUUGAGUUAGGCGUCUUCUUAAAAGUUCACUUGGUGCAUCUGCAUGCAAUGGGACCCUGAUGAAUUGCAUUUUCUUUCCUGCCGUCAGUAUUGGGGGCUUUUGUGGACUUUCGGCCAUGUUCUUAGCAAUGAAUCGAUCGGGAUACCCGUUCUGGCGAAAAAGGCUUUCGAUGAUCUUAAGAUUUUUCUCGAUGCCAUCAGCUGAGCAGAUUCUUCUCACUCUUUCUGUCAAACAGCGGACUAAAUUACGUUUAACGUUUAGCGGUACGAAACUCCCAAAAUGGGUGCAUUGUCCGGACCAAGUUGUCUUACGAUGGACGCUAUGUCGAAUGCUGCCGUCAGGCCUUCUACUCAGAAGCACAUCCAGAAAAGGAAGUAAACCGGACUGCUCUUCUUCCAGAGUGAAUUUUAUUUAUGGGUGCGCCUGACUUAUGUUAUCAAGUAGAAUUGAGAUGUUGCUUUGUUUCGGUGCAAUUGCAAAUAUAUCAUCCACUUACCGUCCACAGUAUCUUAAACCAUUGAUCUGGUGACGUAGCUGGAAAGCUGCUAGCUUUCCCAUGAAUAUAUUCUCCAAAAGCGGGCCAAGGGGCGAGCCCAUUGCUACGCCGUCCAUCUGCCUAUAUAGAUUCUUGAUAGAAACGAACAGGCGAGUUCCAGCUUGCAGUUCAGAAGACGAAGAUGCGAUCACAAGCCGUAUAUUUUCAGUGUACGGAAAACCACACAUUUUUCUAUCGUAAUGAAGGGGGACCAUAUAGGAUAUAUAAAAUUUAGCAGUGGGUUUGAUCCAUAUUGUUAACUUUACAAGCCACAUUGGUAAAUGUAGAGACAUGAUGAUUUAUGAACGGCCAUUUCGCGGUAUUUAAUAGUCCCCCAAUUAGAGACUUUUUAAAAAGCCAAUUAUGUCCCUCCUUCGAGUACAAAAUUGCAAGAAGACGUAAUUUUCUACCGAAUGAGCAAAAGAAUUAAUAUUUUUAUACACAACGGAGCGCGUGAUUUCCAUAGAAACGAUUGGCGAGCGCAACUCUACCCUCGUUCACCAAGUAUCAGCUAGCGUUCUGGACACCCUAUGUCGAUAACACCUUCGUCGUUGUCAAAACAAUUGGUAGCGAGCACCAAAAAGCAACACUGAGCUCACGACGGAAGCAGCAACAAAUUACCAACUGCCUUUUCUUGGCGUUCUUGUGUGCCACUGUAAAAAUUGACAGCUACAAACCACGGUAUGUCGAAAUUCAACCGACGCGAGGCAAAGUCUACACUUCAACAGCACUCACCCUCUGUCUCACAAACGUUGCCGUCCGAACUCUAUUCCACAAACUCGGGACACACUGCAGCACGCCGGAAGAUAAAAUGGAUGAAUCACAUUGCAACCAAUGGUUAUCCCAUACAUUUUAUUGAGAGAAGCGGGCGCCAAAGGUACAGACGACGGCCAAAUGAACAACAACCUGACUUCUGGAGGGCCAGUGUCUACGUUAAAAGAAGUCACCCAGUCAGCGACUAAAUUGUUACAAACCGCCAGAGUAGGCAUAGCCCAUCGACCCCAGGCAACACUACGGCGCCGUCUGAUGCAACCUUAGGGCACACUAUCACUCGCUGAAAUCUUAUGAGUUGUCUACAAAUGAAUUGCAGGAGGGGGUAAUUACAACUAUAUUGGAUAAACCGGGUGGAAAUUGUAGACCUAUCUACAGGAGCGAAAAUCGGCCACUCGGAUCCUAGAUCCAAAAUCUCUACUAGCAACGCACGGUGGGGAAGCUAGGCAUACUUCCGAUCUCCAGAGAGCUACCAUCUUAGGUCUGGACAAUACAAAAGCAGAACGGGUAACAUUCGAGCCUUGGUACUCCAAUGCCAACUCCAUCAACAGGUAUCUGGACCUUCCUGCAGCUUACAAAGUCCUACGCUAUUAUGUCUGUUCAGGGCUAAAUAACCACAAUGGACCUAAAUAAGCCAUACGUAGACAGGCCGAGGACGAGUCUAUUCGACGAGGAAGAACUGUUAGACCGACCAGCCGACGAAGGUUCAAUCACCUCCCCCGACGAAGCGGCGACUCACAAAGCACACAGAUAAAACACCCACCAACCAUCCCCCAAGAGGCCACGGCAGUAAGAGAAGAGGAAAACGGAUCAACAUGAGGCCGACCAGCGCGACGUGUCACAUGAAAUUUCUGGUCGAUUAAGUGUACUUUAAACCUUAACAAUGGGGAGCCGACCAAGGUCUUCAAAACGUCAGCAUGUAGAUAAACCCGUUCCGGUAAGCCCAUCUUUUUCUUCAAACUCUACUCUUGCAAUUUUUUUUUAAAUUCACAGUCAACCUUUAGAACUGUUUGCUAGUUUAAUGUAAAGUCCAAUUCUUAAAUUUUCAGUGUUUCCUAAGCGCAUCUUCCCAGACUUCUACUCUGACAGGAGAAGCUACUACUUCAUGAAUAACACAUUUCCACUUAUGCGUUUCUAAGAGUUAGCUUGCCGUAUAUAUUCACGGAUCCCAUGCUUGUCAGAACUGCCACAUAUAUGACACCGACAUUUAUUUCAAAGCUUAUAACGGAUUUGCAAACAUCAAGGCCGCCAUUACGGAAGGCACCAAUGAAAUUUCAGCACAGAGGCAGCAGCCUACCAAAGGGCUUCGUAGCACGUGACAGCAGUUCUUAUCACAGUCAGGAAGAGUUUUCAGUCGGUAAUAUAAGGUCCUUGCGAUGCGUCAACCGUAUUUUCUUCUGAAUUAGGUCGCUAGAGUCUGCUUUAUAAGGUAAGAUAACCAUUGUGGCCAUGAGAUGCCUCAAGAAAUUUUUAAUGCAUAGUAUAAAUAUCGACGUACUUUUCUCUAUUUAUUUGCUAUUGAUAUGCUUACUUUGCUCGUUGAAGAAAUAACAGUGGUUACCCACAAGCGACGCUGCUGUACAGUCCGGAGGCUUAAUCAGGGGCUUCUACUAUUUUAAGGAAUAAGGCUAAUAGUAUAUUUGGGGGAGUUUCUUGUCUCUUUUUGAAAAUGUCAUGUGAACCAGAAUGUCAGGGAAGAGUGCCUCUAAUUGGAGGCAUGGAGUGACGCGUCUAACUAACUUUAUGCGCGAAAAAGGCAACAUUUUGGUGGAUUGGGAUGUCCUCGCAUUCCAUACUUAUCUCAAGGUCAAGGCAGGGGACGUUAUGUUUUUCGAAAAUUUCAGCUUCAGGGUGUGGUUUUCGUGUUAAGAGUGUAAGGCCUAGAGAGAGAGUUUUAGACAGAACGCGACCCAGUUUUCUGCAAGACCGCAGUUUUAACGGCAUCUAAACUGAACAAACAAUAAGUGGAAACGUAAGAGGCUUUCAGAAAAGAUAUGCAUUAUAGGCCGUUAGAGUACUCUGUUGUUAAUUUUCACCAGUUACACGGGCAGAUCGCGUUUUUUUCUAUCGUAAGUCGAGUAAAUUAAUUCGAGUAAUCUGGAUUUUGGCUUUGAAAAUAUGACAGUUGGCAUAACCCUUUUUGACAUCCCCUUGUUCAUAUUUUUAAAGAAGUCAAUUUAGAUAAAAUCAAGAUUUUACCGUUUCGAAGUGUGUUUUAGUGCGAUUUUAUAAUCGGAAACAUAACUAACAUAUCCUUUAAGUUGUUGCUAAAAUCAAAAGUCAAUAAAAUAUAUAAAUCUGAAUCAGCAAAAAUUAUAGCAGUACGACUGUUUUGCUUUUAAAACAUAGAUAUUUGAUACAGCUUUUAAAUCGCUUGAACUUUGCAAUAAUUUAUGAUAAAGUAAUUCCAUAGAAAGGGCCUUUUAUAGAAAUUUGUUCGUUGCGUGACCUAUCUCAUGAAAUGUUGGCUGAAAUUCUGAAAUGCGUUUUCGAUUAGGAAGGAUUACUUGGUCGCGGUUGUGAUACUGAUUAUCAUAAGGCAUACUCUUAUAACAUUUUGGACUUGGCAGGAUGUCGGCUUUUAAAAGCACUUCUUUUCAAUCUCCUGUAGAAGGCGUGCUUGGUAAAAAAUGACUACUCAAGUAGCAUACAUUUUUCCCAUUGAUUUUCGAAAGUCUUGCAAAUUCAAAUAUAUUUUAUAGAAACUAUAAACAAAAAUAUGCUUUAUUUUAGUCAAUCGAUAAAGAAUCACGUCUUCUUUAUAUUUUAUACUUAAGGAAGGAGUAUAAUUAGGUUUUAAAAACCAUGAUGUACAUUUCAUGAGGAGCAGUGGUUAACGGCCAGGUACGAUGCUAUGUGAAUGGACAUAUCGUGGUCUUAAAAAGUCUCAUAAUUAGAAACUUUUUUAAAACCUAAUUAUACUCCUUCCUUAAGUAUAAAAUAUAAAGAAGAGGUGAUUCUCUAUCGAUUGACUAAAAGAAAGAAUAUUUUUGUUUGCGGUUUCUAUAAAAUAUAUUUGAAUUUCCAAGACCAUCGAAAAUCAAUGGGAAAAAUGCAUACUACUUAAGUACUCAUUUUUUACCGAGCACGCCUUCUACAGGAGAUUGAAAAGAAGUGCUUUUAAAAGCCGACAUCCUGCCAAGUCCAAAAUGUUAUAAGAGUAUGCUUUAUGAUAAUCAGUAUCACAACCGCGAUCAAGUAAUCCUUCCUAAUCGAAAACACAUUUCAGAAUUUCAGCCAACAUUUCAUGAGAUAGGUCACGCACUGUAAAACAAAACAUUGAUUAUUUCUUGAAGGAUACCCCAUUCCGACGGUUGGAAGGAUAACGUAGAAGAAUGAAACCCUAUAGCCACAGUCAGAAAAUAUAGGGAGUGAGACAAUUUAAAAGUUGAAAUUCAGGGCUUUUUUGAAUAUCUCGCUAACCAAAGAACAUGCCCCAUUGUGGGGAGCGAUAUGUGAGUGGCCAGUAAAUUAAAUUUCGAAUAUAUGAAAAAACUCGAAAAUAUACACGCAUGCAUGACUCUGAGAGGACUAAUCUUUCUGCGGAGGGGGGGGGGCAGUCGAGGACAAAAGGGGACGUCUUGCGAUACACCAGUGUUUAAAGAGCGUAUUUCUCACAAUGUACAAGGCCCGACUUCAGUAAGCUCUUUUACUGUGUAACUUGCUCGGCAUUUUAUCCGCCUGUGGGUAGUGAGUUUCACAAGCUCGGUGUUGCCCGUGAGUUAGUGCUCGGAAUAUUUACACGUGGGUGUGCAGAUGUCCAUGUGAUGGUUUAAACGUUGAAGUAAAAACUCAUCAGCGAGAUAAUUUGUACUAUCCAACUGUGUGAUUAUUGACCAUACGGACAGCAUAGAUGCUACUUAAAAGCCCGGACAAGCGUGUUUUGCCGAGCUUGUGUCGCUGCCUGACGUAGCCACAAGGGGUCCGGUUCAUCAGUGGGCCCUCCAGCGUUCUUCGUGUGUUCCCUCGUAUAUGGACUCCAGUUUCAUCCUGUCCUGUUUUGCUUUCGAGGAAACUAAUGCGCAGACCUGGAAAAAUUCUUUGGAUAAGACCUUCUUAGGCUCAGUCCAAAAUUUGAUCUGUAGUCCAGCAGCAACUGCGAAAUAACUAUUUGAUAUUCGCCAGCUGUCAACAGGCAGUCAGUAGCAUACAACUGCAUGGAUAUUCCGCGGUCAUUUCGCAGUAGAUGACGGAUUUCAACUUAAAUAUUCAUAUCAACUUACGGACCCAGCCUGCAACGGUCUGCUGCGAAGGACUUACUCCAGGAUUACGCAUUUAUUUCUUCCGAAAUUAAACAAGGCAGAAUUGCAUUUUUUUCACAAGGCCCGUCCAAAACAACCUUUUCCUAAAAGAAAAACUGGCAAGUGCGUGGGAGUGAGAUCCUUUUCAACCGCGUGCUUAUGGAUCGUGAGUAUUUUGCCGAUCUUUUCAAGACGUCAUCGUGAAUACAACUACCCACGCGUCGCUUACACGCUCAAACCCCCACGACAACCGGAGUCAGGCAGAACUAUUUCUUUAACCUGCUUGUUAAGGUUUUGUCUUCAAACUGAAACAUCCAUGAGUUGUUUAUUUUAAAGGCCGUUGUGACAAACCCAACGAUGGGAUUGACUUGUGUGGUCCUUUUAACAGGACAGGGAAAUAGGUAGGAACUGCCAGGUAGUAAAGGUGGAUCUGAACAUAAUUCUGGCAAAAACAAAACAGUUCCGUAUCCUAACCUUAACAGUAACUCUUGUAUAAAGUAAAACCAUUGCUUUUGUGUUCAUCCUAACUCCACAUACAUCCCCAACGCUGCAAUUGACACUAGUUCCCACAUUAAACUCCCUCUUUAUCCCGACUUGCCUUACCGUUAGCGUUAAAUCUGGCCUUAAUCCCAUUCCUUUACCUUAGAUCUAACCUGAGACCUUGCCCUAUUUUCACUGGAAAUUUGCUCAAAGCUUACCGUAUUGCGGGCGGUACUUGUUCUUAUGUCCCGUUUAAGUGGCUACACAAGUCUGUCCUACCAAUGUAAAAAUGUUUUAAGAAGAGACAUGAAUUAGAUUAUUCUGAAAGAAUAUGAAUGCGUUUAAGAGAGCAAAUCCGAUAAAAACAAAAUUGAUUUGAAUAGUCCCUUCCAAAACAUUAGCCGUCGUUAGUAGCUUCUUCUCAGGCCAGGCCGUCUACGGGAUUUAUAUAUAGCAGGCGGCCUGAGGUAUAGAAUGUUAAUCAAAUACUGAAAAGUGUUUUCGAUUAGAAAGAAUUUUUACUUGAUGUAGCAAUAGUGAUUAUCGUGCAGAAUUGUCUGAAAAUAUUUCUAGCCUGCCAGGAAGCCGGCUAUUAACUGAGCUCAUUUCCAGCCAGCAUGAAAACCCGUGCAUGGCAAAAUAAUAGUCACUUAUGAAGUUUUCCCACGGAUAUUCGAUGCCCUUGUAAUCAAACACAGGCAACGGUAUAGAGAAGGGCCCCAAUUAACUGUCAGUAGACUGUUGAUCGUGCUAUACGUGAGUUAUGGUAAAGGGAGUUUUAUGUGUGGGGCAACAUGCUAGACAGCAAGCUGAAAUUGCGCGGAAUUAUGCCGACUCUAUUGUACGACAACGAAAAUGAGAGUACUAAUUAAACAAUAAACAGAGAGCAAAUUUCACAAAAUAACGAACUUUGAGAUAUGGUUUUAGGUCGUGGAAAGUAAUCGGCAGUGUAAUUUCGGCAACAGCCUGCAAAUGUAUACCAAGACAAAACCCCAUAUGGCACGAUCCACAGUCUGCUAACAGUUAAGUUGGGUCCUUUUCUAUACCGUUGUCCAAAGACAUACGCUAUAUAUACUCCUGCUCGUGAACUUUGCCACUCAUACGGAGCUUGGUUACUUCGGAAAACCAAUAGAUCCGUGUACGCCCAUUUCUGAGUGAAUAAAUACCCGAUCUGCAGCGACAGGGAAUGACAGGUGGCGAGACACUGAUGAACUUCGGUUCGAUUAAGUGCUUAUGACCCAUCUGGUAGAAACCAGUGGUGGGCUACCUGCGCCAGGUGUGUCCGUGUGCAUGUAUUUGUUUUCGGUCGCAGCCGCUGGUCUGUCAUCCCUUCUUGCUCGUAUAUAUAUCUUUCAGAGGGGAGACGACAGAGUCUGGGGAGCAGAUUAAUACAUAACUGUUUCUGGCCUGUUUGCCUAUAUUUAGUCAGCCAUAACCCUGACCACCAGCCGGAACCGGGAACGCAAACACGCGCACAGACAUCUGGCGCAGUUGGUCCACCACCCGCAAUCUCUGUCGUCCCUCCUCGCUGCUAUUAUGACUUGGCCGACCUCGACCUAGUAAUUCGUUGCCCGUUCGCGACCUUUGCCACCCAUAAGGAGCUUGUUAGAUUAGGGAAGCCAAUAGAGCUGUGUGCUCCUACUCCUUAUGUGGGUGUAUAUAUAUAUAUAUAUAUUAAAAAAUAAGAGGUUCUUUGGAAAAGAAACAAACUUCCUCCCGUGAAUUCUCAACGUUGGUUCCCCAGUUUGGCUUCAGACCCGCAGCAAAUAUGCAAAACAGUCAACGCUUUUACGUGUUAAAAAAUCGAUAGUGUCUUUUAAUUCUUGCUAACUAUUCAUGAUCCCGGCUGACAUCUCGCGUUGAUUUGCUGUAGUCUCUUCCAUCUUCCCCUGAGAUUAUUGUAAACGACGUCUAGUUCAAUGCGCCGAUUAAUGAAUGAUUCAUGGCCUCCAAAAAUCCACGGUCUUGUCCAGAUCAAUAGACAUUAACAAUGUGCUUUUAGCCCCAAAGAAAUAUGUGGCCAGUUCCUAGCGUGUGCAUGGUAACCUGGGAGUAUUGGUUUGGCCUCCUCACGGCCACUAGAUGUUCAUGUAUGCGCGUGGAGGCCGACUUUCCAUUUUGACCACAUUACAUUGCAUUGCAGGUGUAACACGGAAUCAUGUAGCUGACCUCUUUCUUACCUAAAUAACUAACGCUAUCCUUGGGGCGUACGAGCUGGUUGCGUAAUAUGGUCCUCGAUUUGUGCGCCACUUGUAUCUCAUGUUUCUUCAGGUGUCUUUUAACCAGUUCAGACACGUUUGUAACGUGCGGAAGCGUUCUCCAUUUUUUUGUCUAGCCGUUUGACUGGGAGAAACUAUCUCCUUGCAUUUCUCUUUUAAUUUCCGUUGUUUAAUGCACCGGCGUACAAAAUGUCUGGGAAAAUAGUCGGGACAAAUCAUUAGGUUUUAUUUGAUAACUGUUGUUGACCGAACAGCAUUGACUCAGACUUUAGCCAAUCAGACUCAGUUUAGAAGUUAAUUGUCUUGCACUCCUAUAGUUCGAAGCCGAGCCGAGAAAUAAGUCUCGAAAAUUUAAAUGAUAAAGUUUACUGUUUCCCAAGAAGUUCAGUCUUUCUUAUUUAAUUUCUUGGGAUGCCCAUUUUCAAUUUAUACAUAUACAUACAUAUAAGAAGAGGCGAUCUCGGGAACCGUAGAUGUAUUGCCCUGACGUUGCAAAAGCAUACAACCUGUCAUCGUCGGCGGUGAGCGUUUGCUUUUGAAUCGGCAGGGCAAUAAAACUGUGCUUCUUGAAAUCGUCGCUCCUUCCUAUUUACGUCCGGGGACGCUUCCAGCAGUAAUAUAUGCAUAUGAGUAACAUCGAAUUUGAAGUUUUUGCGGCUUUCUUUUGUUGACUGCUGAAUGCAAACCUGAUCCCAUUGUCAAUGUGCACUAUUUUACUCUAUUUCUCAGGGAGUCUAACUCUAUUUACUCCAUUCUCUUCGUCGUCGGCUAACAUAAUAAUUGCCUGUAAAAUACGCCGCCUACACUUUUAGUGGGAAGGAGACUAGAAGGGUUUAUUGCUCAGAUUUCCACUUCUGUACAUAGGAACUACUGACAAGAACUUGCAACGGCAUCUGUCGUCGGUGCGCCUCUCCGAGAACACCUGCUGGGCCCCACUCAAGCCCGCGUGUUGGUCCGACUCAUUUACCGCGUAGUCCGUUUUAGGGGUCACCCUCAAAAAUUACCGGGCUAAGGCGCAGUCAUAAACCGUCAGCAGGUCUUUUGGGUGCGCUGCGUUAGCUAAAUUUCCCCAUAAAACAACUCGAAAUAGCACCAUUCUGCAUGUCAACGCCGUAAAGUUUCAUCAGUCCCUGUUAUAAGCCGAUGAGCACUCUGUAAGGCUUAAAGAAGAUGAGCACACGAUCUCUAGAAUUGUAGGUGUAUUAGUCUGAAGAAAGGAAAGGCAGCUGUUUGGCAUGCUCUUCUUCCCUUGUGAACUGAAUUUCCGGGGAUAUGCCGUUAAGUAGGCCUUGAAAGUCGACCAAUCUACUUCUUUCAAUUAUAACGAACGUGUCGUCCACGUACCGGCGCCAAAAUGCAGGUUUAUAGUGGUCGAAGGCGACUUUUUCCUGCUCCUGCAAGACUAGUUCUGCAACCAGACUGGAUAUUGGUGAACCCAUCAGUGCUUCUUUGAUCUGCUGGUAUGUUCUGCCAUUGAGGAUGAAAAAGGUUUGUUGGCAGACAGCAAAGAGUUGCUCUAAGUGGUCGAUUUUUAGGGGUCUGUUUGUUUGGCCGUAGUUCUCUUCGGGUCCUUUGCGAAGAACGUCGAGUGCCAGGUCCGGUGGGAUGGAUUUGAAUAAUGAAACCACAUCAAAGGACACCAUAAUCUCAUCCGGUCGGAAAUCGUUUCCUCGUAUGUCGGCCAGGAAUUGGGAGGCCAAAUUAAUGUGGGUCCUGGAGCCUUCUCGGAGAAAGUUAAGUUUUUGUGCCAUCCACUUGGAUAGAUUGUAAGUGGGGAUGCCUUCCAAGGCAACAAUCGGUCGAAGGGGAGCAUGGGGCUUGUGGAUUUUGGGUAAUCUGUAAAACCGGGCCAGUGUCAUGUCCGUUGGUUUCAUCUGCCGCCAUUCGUCUAGCGAUAUCGCACUGUUGCGUUUGAGUCGGUUCAGGAGUCCGGUUAGUUGACCAAUCAUCGAUUCUGCUCGCGAGGAAGGCUUGUGCCUUUUCGUUGUAGUCAAUGCGAUUCAUCACGACGGUUGCUCUUCCUUUUUCGGCUGGCAACACUAUUAUAUCUUUGUCCAUUUUUAAUUCCUUAAUUGCUUCUACUUCUGCGGACGACAUAUUGUUGGUGGGCCUGUUCGUCAGCAGUAGUGAGGUGAUUUUCUGGCGUAAGGUGUGUUUAGUCUCGUCGGUUGCGUUGGUUCCUACUAGAAUGUCUUCAAGUGCGGCAAUAUAUUCGGCUGGUUUAGCAUCUGUCGUAUUAAAGCAGGCUUUACGACUCACUACUCUCAGUUCCUGCUCCGUUAACUGCCUGAAAGAUAGACUUUGCACAGCAUUUUCGUUCAUCUUGUAUUCGGGUUUUUUAAUUUUCGAACUUCUGCUCUAGGUUCACGCGUUUUAACUCCUGUCUCCUUUUGACCAUGGUGAAUAUUGUUCGGCCAAGGGAAUCAAUAACCAAUUCACCAAACAAUGUAUCUUACUCUGUCCUUUUCUGUUCGAUGACAGCGUGGUACUUGCGUAGGCGCAAAUGGCAGUCGUUGAGCAACACCCUUGUCAUUUGCUUGUGAAAACUUUGCGCAACGUUUCCACCCAGUUCAGUAUUCACUGCAGUCUUGUAGCGUAGGCUGUUCGGUGCCAGUCCUUGGCGAACACAUCUGUGCAGAAAACGCAGCCGCUCAUAUGUUGCCGCCUCUCAGGUGGAGAAUGUCUCCCAGCUGCGAGCUGUGCGAAGCGCAUUACGCCCGAAAUUUUCACGAAUGAAAACGAAUAUGCGAACCCCGGGUUCUUGUUGUAAAGAAGAUGAAUAAACGAUCUCUGGAGAAGAAGGCGUAUUAGUCUGAGCUUUCGGUCUCGUACAGGAGGCCAUCGUCAAAGACUGUAGCAGUGCAGAGUACAGAAAUUAAAUCACGUCUCUAACAGCACUCAUGUAGUAAAUCGUGUCACGAAUACGUGAUAGCUCUGCGUGGGCGUGCAUACGCACAGGUUUUGUGCAACUUGAGAUGUGUGUGACGAGGAAUUCGAAGGCUGUGAAGUACAUCGGGACCUCCAUUUCCCCUCCUCACCUCCCCUCCCCCCAACAGCCUACGCAGAAUUCCACCUUCUCUGACUUUUUUCAGUGUCGCAGUGAUAAUUCCAUCGUACCCAUCGUGGAACCCCUCCCAUAUAACUCAUGUUUAUUUUCACGUGACGUCGGUCGAUUGAUGCCGACGUAGCGCAAAGCGGUCUUUAAAAAAACUAGACAGAACAUAAAGCGUUUCGUUAACUACUUUAUGUUCUGUAGGUUUUUCCUUGGGUGCAGCGAAACAUGGGGUGCCCGUAUGAUCAUAGGAAUAUUCAUUAUUAACUUAAAUAAUUAAUUAAUUAAUUAAUUAAUUAAAUAAAAUUAAAUAAAACAAAUGCCCAAUCACGUCACCUAAGCUGUGUCUUUAGUGUCCUCGGCAUAGAAGCGGCAAGAGAGCCUAUUUUAAAAGGGCCUUGUAUGAAGGAAAAAAAGAUUACAUUUUAAAGUUGUGUAAGUGAUUUCUGCGCAAGUAAGUUUAGCUUAAAGCAUAUCCUAAAAGGAAGUGAAUACGCGUAAAACAGUUUUACCUACUAAUCGUAACAUCAAAUCCACGUACAUCAACGCAAAUCUGUGUUUCGUUGGCCAAACAGGACAUCCAAAAGAACUUUUUUUGUGAUUUCAACUUGCUUUGACUUCUGAAGGAGCCGUUGCGUUCCAAUCCUGACUAAGAUCUUUACUUACGGGCGGGCGAAAUUUUUAUCUCACCUCAGUUUAUUAUUCUGUCACCUAUAUUUGACCGUGCAGAUUUUGAAACUUUCGGUAGAUACAAUCUAGUUACUUUUUAAAAAAAUUCCAACUUCAUCUAGCCAUCCUAAGACAGCGGGACUCUGAUUGGACCGCUGUUAAAGCACCAUGGUUUUUUACUAAGCAUGUUUUGAGAGGAGGUGGUCGCCCUUUCGUAAUGCUCUGUUUUUUCCAUAUGAUAACUUGCUGUAGAAAUGAAGGGCAGGAUUUAAAUUCCUGAAGCAAGCAAAUAAUCAGUAGCUUUGGACUCGUUGGAAGACGGAGUAAAAAAUGUCACUUUCCGAAAAAAGGUUAGCCGUCAGAAGUAAAGCUGUAAACGAAGAAGUUAAUAAACAACUGGUUACGGCUUUUUUUCUGAAAGAAUACGCCGAAAUUAGGAGGCUGGGGAAUUCAUUUUCGGCAUUUUUUACAAACAAAACACUUUAUGGAAGACAAAGUGCGGCAUACUGUCAGUUGUUGGCGAUACAUCAUUCGAACUUAUUCUUGUCUCCUAAACAAGGAGCCUGGAAUGGGUGUGGACUAUCCAGGGUCUCCAUGCAGCUGCAUUCCAAGCAUGGAUCCCAAAACGGUUUCCCGAGGAUUAGUGGGAUUCUUUAUGCUUUUGCAUUGACUUCUAUGCGGUUGGACAAGGGAGACAGGAUUCUGCCUCAUAUCCCUAAUAGAAACCUCAUGGGGAAUAAAAGUUUUCGCGGGGGGCGCACGUUCCUAGGCCGGUCAGUGCCUAAUAAAUUUUAAAAAAUUGACAGAUGUAAUCAUAAACAUACUAUUUUGUGUACAUAAUGAAAGUUUUAUUUCAUGAAAUUAAUUUGUACUUUUCGUUCAUUUUGAAUUACACUAAGUUUCUGAUCGGCCUUAAAUUAUCGCCGAAUACCUCAUGAUUUUCUUGGUUUUUGGUCGACAGCCCAUAAUGUGUUCACUAACUUUUAAAAUAAGAUACUAUUUAAGGAAUUUCACCGAGGUAGUGACUGUUUGAGGACGUCUUCUUGUGAAAGGUCUCUGAGUCACAUUUGAAGACUCCCCAAAACGUGAAACCUCAUCGUCGAAAGAAAUUAAAGCCCACUACAAAGGCUAGCAACGAAAGUUACCUAGAUCAGUUAGAAAGCUUUCUCUAAUGAGUUGUCCUUUAAAGAAGUGCGUUUACAGCGUAUUCAGCUGAUAUAUGUCUGUGUCCUUUACACUGUGACAUAGCAAAGCAAAAAAACUUUUGACACUUUUUGUUGUUUCUUUCACUUUACUAAAAACAUACCGAAAUUUUUCUCCUGCAGACGUAAGAGCAUGUCUUUUUCACUAUAUUGCAUCCAUUUUUGAAAUCUUCGCUCACUUGCAGGCAGCGUUCUACAAUUAUGAAUGUAUUGAGGAGUGGUCAUAUAAAUACCGAUGUUUUGCUGGAACUGUUAAUGUUUCACUCGUUCCAUUUAUAUAUUACAUACAUGAAUAUGCUAGGCCGCACGAAAUGUAAUCUUUUAUAUGUUGAAACGUGAAAAUAGCCAUUCGGUGGCAAAAUGGUUUCGGUGCAUUUGGCUGCAGAUUGCCUGCCUAUGUAAUUUAUGCACUUUGGAGUCCCAAAUUGCAAAGAAAUGCUACCCUGACUUCUUAAAGUAGAAAAAAAGGUCUUGUUUCCUUAAAAUAAGCUGUGUGUUUGCAAGUUGAUUCCCGCGGUUAGCGACGGAAGAAAAAUCAAUUCCUAAAUGUGGCACGCUCUGCUUGGUACUGUCUUUGAAAGUAAAUUACUCUAUCUCAAAGAACAGCAGGUUCAGAUGCGCAGACGACAUCUAGAAGAGGUAUUAGCAUAGGAAUUGUCAGAAUAUAUCGCAACGUCUAUUUUCGCUCAAAUGUAUGAUCAGUUUGCUUGAUUAAAUUACGUGGACACAUUUUCCGCACGCUAAAAGGACAUCUCGCCGAAGAGACAAGGCAGGUGGGCAAAAUGCAUAAAGUUUAGGAAGCCCGAAAAUUCUCAUAUUAAUUUCUGUCAUCGGGUUUCAGGAGAUAGGUCGCGUACUGUUUUUUCCGAGAGCUUUCCUAGCUAUUUCUUUUGCAUUAACUGAAUGACACUCGUUCUAAAAACUCUACUGAGAUGUUGACGGCAGACGAUCUGCUACUCCUGCAUUUAACUGCAUAAUCGAUCUUUGGAAAUUAUUUCCUAAAUAUUUUGCAGUAUCAAUCCAGGUAGCUAUUUUUGAAUGGUGGCAACAACGGGAAGAUUCACAGACCUGUUUUUAAACGCCUUCGUCAAAAACAUUGUCAUUAAUUUGGUUUGCUUCUGUGCUGGGUUUUAAACUUAGGACUAAAUUAUAGUCUCCACAAGAGUGUUAGGCAGGAAUUUUGACAGAUAUCACAAGGUGUUUUGGGAAGUAUUAGGGCUACUCAGUCUUAUCUAUCUACUGUAAAUUUGAACGUAACGUAUCGAUCGCUUAAUACUUACUAGAUGUACCAACUGUGCCUGCUCCCAAAGGCUGAUGAACAUGGCUCGCGAAGUCUCAGGAAAAAUUAUCAUUCAAAUUUCCAAUAGCGUUUAUUUUCACGCACAAUCUAGGCAAUAAAAUCACGCAUGCAGAGCAAGCGGCUGCCUCUCCCCUGUUCAGCCUUAAACUGCACUCCAACCAAAGCCAAACUUUUGUCUAUUUGCCGCAUCACGAGGCCGCGACGGUAAAACACAGGGCGUUGGUCGUGCUGUUCGUAUUACAUGUGUUUUCGACACACUAAAUGCCCAAUAGAAAGACUAUUAAUGACUUUUUAAUGUCCCUCUGUUCGAAGGAAACACAGUGUCCUCCGUUGUUCUGUCAAAGCCUAAAUUCCGUAUUUUACGUGAAAUUUUUAUAAUCAGUUUCCCGAUUGUACAAAAGGCUUCACUUUUGAGUUCCCAAUUCAUAAUUUUUAGCACUCUUUACUGUUAUCUAGGGAUCGCCGUUCAGCAUGGGUUGCGACGCCUCAAGAUGUCUCCGGUUUCUGAUUGUUCUGAUCAACAUUCUGUUGAUGGUAUGUAACUUGACCUACUCUGCCCUAAACCGUCCUGUCAAAUUAAAAUUUCCUUAAUCCCAUUUUGCAUCUUGAAUGGUUACAUACCUGGUAGAAUCAAGUCAGUAAUAUGUUGUUAUAAUUUGACAAAAGUGAAUUGCAUUUUACUGUCGAUUUGGGUGGAUCUGUGCUACGUCAGACCUCAUUGAUUUAUUCCAAAAUCUGGCUGAGUUAACAGGUCAAUACGCGAAGUUCGACAACUCGAAUAUUCUUAAAUCAAAAGCAGAAAGAGAGAGAGCGAGAGUUGGUUCGAGAGAGUGUGCACGCAGCUCAACAGGCAUUUGUAGACAGAGGGCCUGUUUGCGACUAGACUUUGCCCACCUGUAGCCAAUCAACGAAGAUUGCAGCGUCAACUGACCUUGAACUCUCUCCAAGCUGGGGCCAAGUUACGAUCAGCUCAGGCAAUCGAUUGACAGAGGACGUUCGGCGAACUGAAGGCGACAGGGGUCUUCGGCUUUGCUGGCGAUCGCGGGAACAGACAGACCCCAAAAGCCACACCUGACAUCGCAAGGAAAGUAUUCACCCCUCUUUAAAUCCGCUCCAUUAGGCUUUCCUCAAAAGGUUUUGGGACCUCUAGGUCGGAAUGUUAGGGGACAUCGUGCAUGUUCCAUUCUGACAACCACUGUCUCUGUUGACCAUCUCAGCUUUUGGAAAACUCGUGCAUCGAAAAAAUGGAGCUUACGAAGCUCUAAUUUAAUUAUUAAAUAUCAGUAAACGAAGAGUCCUCAGACGAACCUCCAGGAGGUCAGAAGCGAUCGGUGCAAGUCAUGUAUCGGUUUUUUACUUUAAGAAGGUGAUGUCUACUGGUUGAAACAGGCAGACUUAGCCGGGCUUGCUCUAAGUGCGCCGAGCAGGAACAGAAUGGCGACUGAUGAACCCAUUGACGUUGGGCGUCGCGGUGCCUCUGACAUCGGCAACAUCCCCUCUCCCAGCCCUGGUUCCCAAACCCGUCUAGUCUACGUACUGCAGAGCUCGACAUGCCUUCCGUUGGAUUCAGAGUUCGCAAACUGGGUCCUAGAAUUCUAACUAUUCGUUUCGCCGAGAUUAACGACUCCUAUACUUGAGAUCUUCGCUCUACAUGUUCUGCGCAGCACGUAUUGUCCCCUACGUGCGUGGAUUUUGCUCCGGCCUGUCUACCGAACUCUGAAUCCGUCAGUCGGCGAGUCACUGCUCCCUGUCAACCGAACUUUGUGUCUCUAUUUGAACCAGCUGCGGUGCACACUUCACAACCAUUGGAACAGGUAGUCUUGAACGAGUGAGGGGAAUAGAACGGGUUGUAAAAUCACACAUCCAUCGAGCAGUGCCGUCAGUUUCAGCAGAAACAAAGUAAAGCAUUAGGAUAACUAAUCGAAGCUGUGGAAAAUGCGGAUAAACGUAGGAUGUUUAUUACCGGAAAAUGUGUUUUUCAUUCUCACCUAUCGUUUAAAAGUGUUUUCCUUCAAAGAUGAAUUAGCAUAAACAGUCGGUGAGUUUCCAAACCUGCAUGCUGUUAGAAGCUAAGAUUUACUAAGAAUUCUAUGCAGAAUCAUCAUUUCCAAGAUAAUUGCAGGGAAACAACGAAAAGCUUAAAACAUUCAACAACUUAGGAGAACUAAAAAACAAAACUUAACAAUUUUUUUCUAUUAGCAAAACGUCCCAUAAAUUUCGCCCAGUGAGCGUACUAUGAGAGUGCUAGAGUUUGCAGUCAGUUAAAGGAAAAGCAGUUUAUUUUUGUGAACGAACGGUUAGCUCCAGUCCUCUAAUAAUUUGUUUCUGCUAAUAGGAUUCCUUUACGAAUAUGCCUUUAUACUGAUUUUUCACUACCGAUUGGCGGUUCGUUUAACUUUCACUACUUCAAAUACUGUUAUUAAUCCUACAAUAUGACAUAUAUAUGAAAUUAAACCUUCAACGCUGUUUACUUUUUUGUCAACCUAUUGCAGCUACUGUUCCUCCUCCUAAUGGUAUUCGGCUUUCUGAUAAGAUUUUCUCCGCACUUGGUAACUGGCUAUAUGCAGGCGUUGCUGGACAAGUCGGUGCCCGAAACCACCGCGGAGAAUAUCGCCAAAUUCUUCAUGCAAAACUGCCGUAAUUACAUUUUUUGCCUCACGUUCUUCUGACCGUUAAAAAAACUUGCCCGUUUCAUACGAAAGAGUUAUCCAAAAUUUUCAGGCAUAAUUUUAGGGCAUUCUACGUGAAACGGAGAAGUGCCCUUUUUGGCGUUUGUUUUGUUGCAGACGGGGAAUCAACCAGAGAAAAGUGGACUAUAUUUAACGUCCAUCAUCUGUUUUCGCAGGGGGUUGUUGAAUAUCUGUUAUUCAAACCGGGUGAUGAUUUGGAAUCGAAAUUAGGAUGCACUUCGAAAGGACGGUGAACUAUGAAGAACUGAUGAAUACCUAAGACCAGCCAUAAUGACUGGGCUACCAGAUAAUCUCGCCUACCUACGACAUAUUUUUUUAACUUAAGUGUUGCCCUACUCAUUUACUUUUUAUUGGGUCGUUAUUGUGAUGCUGGCAUCAUUCUUGAAUAACUACGAACAAAAACCAAGUGUAUAUAGAUGGGGCUUGAUCGUUUGGGAAAACAAAAUCAAAUGUACGAUGGACUUCAAAUAUAAAAAAUAGGCUUGGAUGGGCAAAAAUGUAUUUUUUCGAAAGCUAAUAUGAUAAAAAGCAGUGUCCAAACCAGAAUAGGGGUGUUUUGCAAAUCAUCUCAGGCCGAGCUCCGAACUUCUAAAACAACAACGUGAUGUCAUAGGCUGAUCACUUUUGAAACCAAUACGAAUAUGGGAGAUCCCGUGCGUGCAAAAGUUUCUUCCUAAGUAAGCAAAAUGUGUAAAGAUGCGCUUGAAUAGGUGAUGUUUUUCGUACUUCGAAACAGCACAGCAACUUAUUUGUUAUACGCCGGCCGGCCAAUUCCCAAUCAAGAAUCUACCAAACCGCUAAAUAAUCCUGUUUGAUAAUACAUUAGGAAAUGAGUUAGUCUCUAAAGUUAUUCACUAAAUACUUGCCUCUAAAUGUGAGUCUGAUCAUAAUAUGGUGCUGAAGAUAUUCUUACGAUGACGUACAUACGCUAUUAUGCCUCGAAGAGGAAUCACUAAACUGUUAUCACCCGUUUUAAGUGUUCUUUUGUCGAUUUUUCUAGCCUUUGAUGUGUAACCGUGCUUUUUGGUUGCCUUAUUUAUCAAGUAGAACAUGCAAAUCGAUGUUUGGAGAAUAUUAUGGUUAACAAUUGAGGCCCCGACUGUCGACAUCGAAAAGACAACCCAAGGCAUAUAAGUAUCCAAAAGUCAGUCAUAUUAUGCUAGGGAGGAUCUGGCUGAUUCGAUUCCCCAACUUAAAGGUAUUUGUGUCGGAAAGUGGGCAUAACAGAAAUGACGCGCAUUUUACAAGCGAUUCCGCGAUUGAUGCAUUGAAACUAUGUUGGCUUAUUUAAGCACUUUUAGGUCUACAUAUUAUAAAAAAUAGUGGCCGCCUUCGUUUCUGUACGGAGUGACAAUCUGAAGACACGCGUCAAUCUUACUGCCUUUGGCGCCAUUUCAUUUUAGCCAUAAGGUCUACGGGUUUUCUUCGUAAAAAAGAAGUUUUAGAAGCUGCGGGUUGCAAUAAAGGCUAUGAUCUUAGAUCCCGCCUGAGAGUCCAGUCUCCGCCUGCAAGGUCUGAUGGCGUCCUUUUUUCUGCCUCAAGAUAGAGGUUUAUUUGUUGCCCGAGUUUUUUUGUAUUAUCAGAACGUCCUGGUCUGUCUCAAAUUACUGAUCCAUCAUUUUCUUCCUAUCUGCCUAGUGCCAAUCGCUCUGGCGCUCAUUCUCUUUGGCCUACUCUGCGCACUGUUCUGCCUUGUGGGGGCUAUGGCAUCCUGCUGCGGUUGUAGAAUGCUACUGAAAAUCGUGAGUACUGUGGAACAUUGUCUGUUUACUAAUUAGGGAUCUUCUCAUACAAUAUUCCUGUCAUGUAAGAAACCUUUUGCUGUUAUUCAUGGUUCUGAAUCCUGUGCUCCUGUUUAUCUGAAACCCUGCAACUGCAUUGCUUAUGUCGAACUCUCCGCUGCAUUUCGAAAGGUACGGUAAUUUUUCAGAAACUAGGAUUUUUGCAAGUGGAAGCGGGAAAAUCGUAAACACGUCUGGCUUGUCGGUAGGAAGGUACUUGUUGUCGCAUAUCUGUUUAGGGCAUAACAAAAACACCAGCUUACAUUCUGGAAAUGGGAAAAUGUUGCCUACGCACUGUCUGGAAACUGACGGCCUGUCUAAAUCACCAGACAACAAAUGCAACCCUUCCGACAAAGAAUCCCUUACUUUCUGUUUUUUGUUAAAUGAAGAGUACGUCGUCAUCAAUGUCAAUCGAUUGGUCUGUUUAAUGCACAUCUGAGAAACUAUUUCCAACUGCAACGCAUUUAUCUCUUUUGUCUGAAACGGUCCAUCUGGGACGUGCAUAUGAUUCAACAGGACCAAAGAUGCGGUUUCAACGUAGCAAAAUAACCAUUUGCGGGUAAAUCGGGACAUUUACUUUUGUAGUAUAGGGGCGCUUUACGAUCGCGUUACGGAACUGACUCGAGCCCCGGUUUGGGAAGUUGGGUACAGUCGGCUAACGACGGCUAAUAAGCCAGAGCUGGCCCUUCCAGUCUCCUUUGUUCCGGCCUUUUUGGUGAAGGCGUUUCGACACGGCAUAAAGUGCUCUUUUGAAAGUGACGUUCAUUGGGACUAAUUUCAUCGACAAUUGUGCUUUGUGAGCGCAGGGGAUAAGCAGAAACUCGGCUGCUCACAGCCUAUUAUAAGCUCUGGACGAAAUAGUUGUGCCUGAUUGGUCUAUUUUUUUCUGGAAUGUGCAUUUUACUUUUUUCCUAGCCUCGAUAUAACAACCUCAAACGAUUUUUCAGGGGCAUGCAUGCGGGUGUGCGCGUAUUUGAGGCCGUCUGUUACUCAGGGUAAUUCUCUACAACAUACAGUAGCUGGUCUAACUCCUGAAAUGUCGACCGAAUUUCCGAAGUGCGUUUUCGUUUCGAAGAGUUUAAGUAAGCAGGGUUGUAGAACUAAUCAGUUUGCAGCAUAAUUCUAUAAUAUUUCAGUUACGGCAGGAUGCCAGCUUUCGAACGGACCUCUUAAAGGCUGCAUAAACAAAGCAUACUCUUUAAUAAAUGACUACUUAAAUAGCAUGCAUUUUUCUUGUUGAUUUUCGAUGCCCUUAAAAAUUCAAUUGGUAUCCAUGCAUAAAAAUGUUCAUUCUUUUGCUCAUUCGGUAGAAAUUUGCAUCAUCUUCCAAUUUUAUACUCGAAGGAAGGGUAUAAUUCAGUUUUUAAAAAGUUCCUAAUUUUGAGAUUUUUAAUAUCUUGGAAUGGCCUUCACAAAAGCGUAAUCUAUCUGCAUAUACCAGUGUGACUUGUAAAGUUAACAAUAAGGAUUCAAUCCACUGCUAAACUUUAUGAACCCCAUAUGGUCUCCUCUUAAUGCCGUAGAGAAAUAUAUGGUUAUUUUGUAUGCAGAAAAUAUACGGCUUGUAGUUUGGAAACCCUGGAUGCAAGUGUAACGGCAGGUCAGGUUCAAAAUAAUUCGAGAAUCGGAAAAGUUUUUGAAAACCGAAUUAUGCCCUUUCUUCGAAUAUAAAAUUGCAAGAAGACGUCAUUUUCUACCAAAUGAACAAACCAAUGAGUAUUUUUAUGCAUGUUUUCCAUGAAGUAUGAUUGAAUGUUUAGGGGCACCGAAAAUCAAUGAGAAAAACGCAUACUCUUUAAACAGUUGUUUUUACAGAGGAUAUUUUUUGCAUGCCCUCAGAAAGGAGUUCGUUCGAAAGCCGGCAUCCUGAGGCAACUUAAUUAUUAUAGAAUUAUGUUGCAGGCUGAUUAGUUUUGCAACCCUACUUAAUUAAUCUUUCCGAGUUGAAGACACAUUUCGGAAUUACGGUUGACAUUUCGUGAAUUAACCCACCUACUGUAUUUACUGCAGUCGCUAUAAGGGUCUUCCCUUAGAAGUGGUUUUGUAUGCUUGAGCGUUGGGACAUCGCUUUGUGAGAAGGAUAUCGCACAAGCCACCAAGUCGGUUGGCGGGACAACUGAGAUUUUGCAGUGAGAGGGUCGGCUAAGCUAACGCAAGUGGCUUAGAAACUCGGGAGUGUGAACUGCAUAAGGCCUGACCAGCAGAAAGUCCUUAGGUUUCUCGAAGAAGCAUCCUAGUACAAAAAUAGGACGACUCUAAAUAACGCGGUAAAGCAAGUUGCGAGUCUAGGUAAUAAAUAUUUACGGGCGAUUGAGGCCGAUAUCCCAAACUGUUAUGUUUAUUCACCAGAAAUGUAAUUUUACACGAAGAAUGGGCCUGUGUCCAUUCCGUCAUAUGGGAAGUUUACAGUUUAUUUUUCCCCAGCAAAAAAACGAACUGCUUUAAAAUAUAUGCAACCUAUGCAUGUAAAAUAGGCUCUUAUUCUGAUUCUGUGUUUUUCCUGUGAACUUGCAAUGCUAAACAGUGCUCAUAAAAGCAAGAGACUUUGUUACUGGGCCACGAUGACGCGUCUGCAAGAGAACGUGCUUCUACUUUCAAUCGUGUCGCUAAAGUGCCUCGAUUUAUAAGGGUUAUUGUAACAAGGACCACGGCCACCCACAUAGUGAAGCUAAAAACCCACCAGACCUGCUUGCAGGUGUAGUGGCUAAAGUGGUGAGUUUACUCAGAGAGUACCACAGUGAUCAUCGUCUGGUCAUGCACUGAAGACGAAGGAGAAAGACGCCAAUAGAAGUGGUGUAUUCUGCACAGUGUUAGUCAGAGCCUCCGGGUCUGCUUGCCUGCCAGUCUGCUAGGGUGACGUAAGCGGGAGUGAAUAAGCGUCACGUGGGAGGCAGUCAAAGCCAGUUGUUUGAGUAAUGGUGGAGGUUGUGGGCGCCAGUGAUUGGCUACCAUCAAGGCUGUUCGGGAUCCGCAAUCGCUUGACUUCUGACGUGGCCUAAGUGUCACAGGCCACGGGCGCUUGAGGAGAUACACAAGCAGUUGUCGAGGCUCUCUUCUUCGCUCUCGUAAACCCCAUGUUUCUAUGGGACAUGGUGUACUCACCCAUAUUUGACCUGCCCAUCCACCUCUCCUGCUGUUCUACUUGUCAUGCUACUGAAUAUUCACGCGCAGUGUUUAGAAGAACAGAUGUUCUGUGCAAAAAAUAGUGCGCCAUCUCACUCUCCCGUCCCACACGUAAAUUUUACCGGACUGCUGCAAGGAAAUGGAAGUAGGAGUUAAAAUUUUCCUGGUUCUGAAGAAAAAGGCCACCCUGUCCCCUUGCCUAACUAGCAACUGGUGAUGGUUCUCCGCUGUUUGUCCCGAUAGCUAAAUUUGGUACCAAUAACGAAAACCUCAAUAUUUGGAAGUCAAAAAGAGAGUCAGAUGUGGUGAUGUGCCGCACCUGAUAGACACAAUACUGUUGACCUGCUUAAUUAUUUUGGGUUGGUGUGAUUACAUUGAAAUGGCGUUACUGUGCGUUGCAGUGUGUUCUGUUGUUGGCCUUGUUUUUUUGUGACCUUUUUGGCCCAUAGCCAGUGGUCCUUCUUGACUGUAGGCCUAUCGUCUCGUUCUAACUUUCGCGUUGGGUGUUCUAGGUUUAGGGUUGAGGGCUGCAGUUAAGGGUUAGGGUUAAAGGGCUAAGGUUAGGGUUGAGGACGGGGCUGGAGGUUAGAGUUGGGGUUAAGGUUAGGGGUUAGUAUUAAAGGUUAUAGUUAGGGGUUUAGGACUUAGGUUAAUGGGUUAUGGUUAGGGUUGGGGGUUAGUGUUAGGGGUAGGAGUUAGGGGUUAUGGUUAGGGGUCAGGGCAACUAUUUCUCAACCACUCAGUGUGCAGUCGCGCAUUCUCGAUAGCCUUUCUUUUGCGUAAUUAAUGAGUAAUUAACGAGAGAGACAGAAAGCGAAAGAGAGAGAGAAUAUGCUUUAUUCUGAAAAAAUCAUUCCCGAAUUAUCAAUAAAAACUUUCUUCUAUCCCCGUGGCCAGAAUACAGAUUAAAAGACGAUGGGUGAAUUAUUGGGUUUGCAUAAAAAUUGUACAAUUAUUAUGGUAACAGCUGUACUUUCCCUUUCUCUAUUUCGGUCUCUUAACGCGUAAGGUAUCGUGCCGGAUUAUUUUUAUGGUUUGAUUAUUGCUAUAAAACCUUGUGAAAUACUUAUUGAUAAAAAUAUUCACGCCUGUUUUUGCCAAUAAACUCUGAGCCGUGUGGAAUGAAAAUUUCUGACAGACUUGUCAACACCAGCCUGCCUCAUUCAAAAUAUAUGAAAAUGCCGUCCAGAUGCGGGUCCAAGUUAAAAGUCAGUGUGUCCCAGUAGUCAGCCAAAGUGCGCACUGUGCCGGCCGGGAGCCAUCCAUCUCGCCUUAGCUAGAAAGGAACAGGAAUGUUGGCAUUUUUACACGGCUUCAGUCAAGACAGUUUUGGAGCGAAGCAGUGUUCGGUGGUCGGAUAAUCACAGUUAUGAUGGACACUUGUGUUACACGGAUGGAAGCGAAUAUGCGAGUCCCAGGUUCUUGUUGUAAAGAAGAUGAAUACACGAUCUCUGGGACAAUACGUGUAUUAGUCUGAGCUUUCGGUCUCGUGCAGGAGGCAAGCGUCAGAGACUGUGAGAAUGCGGCGUCCAAUGAGCAGUUUUUGUAGUCAAGCCAUGAAGGGGGGAGGGUAGGAGUGCAGAGGGUGGCGUUCGCGAGAGGGCUGAAUCCACGCCGUCUCACGGCGGCGUGACUGUGUGCACCCUUGGCUGGAAAUUGGGUCUCGCCUCUUGGCCGCGGGAACGGAGCGCGUGAUAGCAGGGGGGUGUGCCAACGUGUCUGUGUUGAUAGAGUUGGUGUCAGACACCCAGGCCUCCAACAGUUCUCGCCCUGUUUUAUUGCUGACCCGUGCUACAAUCCGCGUGCUAGCGAAGUCGAAUUCGUGGCCUUCCUCCAGGACGUGAGUGGCGACCUGAGACAACGGGUCGCCUCUCCGGACCGUCCGUUUCUGUUCCGUUAUUCGUGAGCCAAGUCGUCGUCCGGUCUGUCUUGUGUAGUGGAGAGGGCAAUUCCGACAUGGGAUCUGAUAAACGACACCCGAUUGUUCUCCCACGUUCUUCACUCGCAUGACUUUGUUGCGCAUGGUCGCUGUCGGAUGGUGAGCGAUGUUACAUUCAAACGGCGAACCUGAUCACAACUGACCGAGCUUGCGCCUCGGGUUCAUUGAAAGAACGAUGUACUUUGAAGUCAAGAUACUCCUGCUUGGAUCUCAGGGCUUAGAGUAUUGCUACUUGCGUAGGACCGCACAUUUAAAGAGAGGGAUGAAAUUUAGAUGUGCACUAUAAUGUCUGCCGUCUCUGCAGGCGGCAAUUCUUGAUUUUUAACUAAAACCAUACAACCCUCUGUGGAACUCCCAACCAGAAUCCCCUGACCAAAUAAAAAGUAUCGAGUAUCACCCCGUCACGAUGUUUAAUAGGUGAGCAUACUUAUAACGUGGCUACAGGCUAUCAUACCUAGUGCGUCACUGAUGUUGCUUGCUUUAAAAGACGGCUACAUUGGUCACUUUCUUAUCCGCUGUGGACCUCCUAACAGCAGUAACACUGUGACUUCCUAAUUUUUUGUCUUUUCUCCUCCAGUACGCAGGAAUUCUUGCCGUACUCAUCAUUGCUCAGUCAGUCGCAGUCGGUCUCAUUUUUGGAACGAAUGAAAACGUACGUUUUCCUGUGCGAAAGAAGCAGUCUCCUAAUUUUUUCGGAAUAAUUCCAGAAGACCAUAUCAAUUCUUGCGUCAUCUAACUCCUAUGGCUUCUACUUCAGUUGCAAAACACCGUCGAUGCGCUUAUGACACGAACCCUGAAGGGAGCUUUCGUCAAGGACCAUGCAGAUACUCCCGGUGUUUACGUAUGGUACCAGAUCAUGACGGUGAGUGCUUCCCACCUCCCCACUCCCGAAAGUUUGGAUCAUUUGACGAGUUUGUAUCAGAGUAAAUCGAAAGGGCAGUAUUGGCCAACUGGAUUCGGUCAAAUUUGAUAGCCAGCAGUGUCGGUAGUUAACCUAGUCUGUAACCAUCCGGCUGCACAAAUUAUUUACUUGCGUCAUUUAGCCCAAGGUCUUUUUUGCCCUGAACACCUACUUACCAUCAGUCACACAAACAUUCGAUAAGAGGACCAAGAAGUCACUGUCUCAUUCUAAGUUUUAUUUCAUUUCUAGGCAAAGAACGUGACAUGUUGCGGUAUGGACGGUUACUCGGACUUUAAGGCAGACUGUGAGUUGUGUUUGUUAUUGAGAAAUUGUUUAAAUGCAUACACACGAUAGUUCGAUCCUCGCGGGUUGGGUGGUUCACUGAUGUCUCAUGAGGUGGACGUGGUUGCGGAGGAGACUUCCGCUGCGCCUACCGCACUCGUCCAUCCUACGCCAAUGCCUUCCGAUGUGAAAACUAAGUCAAGGCGAUCGGAGGUGGAAAUGCGCCCAUCACGCAUGUCGUUAUGCAACUGCCUUCUCUCAGACACAUUGAAGAGAGAAGGAGGACCGAACCUACUAUUCUGUAAAUCCGACUCCACGUUUAUUCAUAAGGAAUGCCGAAUUUCAGCGUCUGAUUAAAAUAGGGUCGCAGAUUGAAGUGUUCGCAAAUUGUCUCCUUCUGUCAAAAGGUACAGUCCAUAACGGGGUGGUGAAGUUGUGGCGGUCAAGAAUGUGAGAUCAACUUAAACCACGCACAGUAAGUUCGUUUCGUCUAAUGUCAGCAGUCAGGGAGCUGUGAGGACUAGUUUAUUCUGUACACAGGGCAGGUUGUCGUAAGUUGGCUGUUUGCUUGCCACAGAGAUAAGCGUCCGUUCACGGAGAGUGUCAAUCGCGGUGUGUUGCUUACGCGGGGGUGAGUGUCUGGGUCAGCAGGAGGGGGUGACUGAUUGAGUGUUGGUCGUGUGAUGGGACAAAUAAGGAGAAAAGUGAGGGGCGCAUGCUCACAAGGCCUCGCGGGUAUCAGGCCGGAGCGUUCGACGCGCGUGAGGUGACGAAAGUCUGUGAGGUCAGCCGAGAGUCACUGCAGUUGGACCGGAGGUGUCCCAGUUCUAGCCGGCGGGGACGGCCGUGUGUCGACAGCUCUCGCGACCAUCGUUCGACAAAACGGAGCCGGAGAAAAAGGGGGGCUGAAGCGGCUGCUACAAACUUUCCAUACUUUUUUAGAGUUAAAUUCUCCGGCCUCGAAGAUCUCAGUGAAGGACAGGUAUUUCUUGGAUAUCAACCACUUACGUAAGUAGAAACUAAUAAGAACGCGGCAGUAUUCAAAGAAAAAGGUCGCCCUGUAACAUUUUCAUCAGAAGUCCUGAUGAUUUCAAGGCCUUGGGCGGUUGUGACUGGGACAAUCCACAGUUGUAACAUAUUACUUUGCGUUAGAGCCUGCAGAGGAAUCACCAGUACUAACUCACUCGGCGUUACCAGUUUCGCAUGACUCGCCGGAAGACACGGACACAGGGGGUCCGUAAAAAGAUGUUAGGUCCAGCCCUCGAGGUCAGGAGAACUUCUUUUAUAAGGAAACAACGGUAUUUUUGACACUUCCCACCCGCUUGCAAAGUGUGCUCUUCCAUUUCUUGCGUCUUCUUCAUCUGGUAGCAAUUCCUUCGCCAUGCUGCUCAAAAUCAACCGCUACGAUGCCCUCAAAGUGCUCGGAGGCAGACGCAAAGAAAGAGGCGAUUCCAGGCUGUAGAACAAGAAUCAACGAAUUCGUCGAGAAGGAAAAGACAAUUCUCCUGGUCAUACCAAUCAUCUUUAUUCUGAUUCAGGUAAGUUUUCCUCUCACAGGGUCAAGUACAGGCAAUCAUCUACUUAGAGUACGUGUGGUCUUCUCCCCGGCUAUUUUUAACCGCAGUUUAAAUGAAUGCCGUCAGGUAACUUUCGACGCCUUUUAGCCUCCUGCGUGAACGUGGCGCCUACUCUGGUUGACAGUUGUUUUCGGGUUCCGUGGGGGCGUUUGUCGGGUUUCAUGCACGCGUUAGGAGGUAAAGGGUCGGUAUCGUGAAAACAGCCCAGGACGUCAGAUCCCAUUUCGUUCUUGCUGCGCCUACGGUUUGGAAAUUUCCGCCAGAAUAGCGUCGCCUGUUACUUCCUCUCUCCCUGAUGGGCUUACUGACAUAUGGUUGCCUCCAAUUUGGAGUCUUGUGCAGCGUUAGUUCAGAUAACAUGGUCGUUAGGGCGAGGAGAUGUCAGGUAGCAUAACAGUUUGCUGCGCGAUAGCUUCCCGCCCCACCGGUCUUUCUGUCGUGGAUUCAGAUCCGCUAAGCAGCCAAGGUGAUUCAUUACAAAUGACCUUGAUUUCGACACACUGCGCUGACUCGGUACGCUGUUGAGCAUUGCAGCCAAUUAAAGGCUACCGGACCUAGUCGACCUACUGGAUCACUGUGCCGCUGAUGACGUUAGGCGGUCAAAAGAGGAACACGAUGCGCAUCACCGUCGUCAACAAUUCUGCAGUUGAUCAACAUUAAGUCCUACUUUCCAUCUGGAUUCAGUGAUCUGACCGAAAUAGUCCCCCGUUUUUAAAUGAUAAAUACGAUAAGUUUAGGCGGAACAGGUGAAUUUAAGGGCUGCGGCCUAGGUGAACUCCCAUGCGCUAACAUUGGAUUUUCGUCUUCUGCCUUGUUGUUGAAUUUGGCAGAUUAAAGAUAAAGCACAUUAGCAAGUCCAUAAAUGAGUUGGCCACGUUUUCUGCAAUUUUAACAAGGUCCGCUACCUCUGUGUAAGCAGGAAAGUUUGUGUUCUGUAGGCCCUAGGGCGUGCGACCUGUAUGCCUCGACCCACUUCCUAGACGAGUUAACUGCUACCCAGAUCGCCUGGACGGCGAUUGGUCAGAUUCCGAACCAAUCAGGUCGAACCACCAGUGUGAUCAGCCCCUGUAGAUAGUCCUGCAGCCCUACCCUCCCGCUGAUCGCGCCCUAACUUAAAGUGAUUACGUGAACCGUAUCAAGCGGGUAACAGCCUCAAGUAGGAACUUCGGCGCGUUAUAAAAUUGUGGCGGAAAGGUAUCGUCCCAAGAAAUGAGCACACGUCCGCCUUUUAUAUGUUGUCCUGCUUAUUUUCCCACGACUAUCGGGAUGGUCUCAAGGGCAGCUAGGAAGAGAUAGCUCCCCCCGCCUGCUGUCCCCAGCGCUUCUGACUAAUCUGUGGGCCAAAACCUAUGGAUAGAGAAACGUUUUCAAUUUGCGCCCUUAUUACUGCACCUAGCUGUACAGAGCUUCAGAGCUGCUCACACUUUUAACUUUCUAGUCUAGGCAAAGAUUGCCCUUGAAGCACGCGCAUCGAGGUCUGCUGCUCUACUUUAGAGGGCGUUUCAAUCACUCUAUUCAGUAAAGAGCAUAUAGGCGUUUGUGAUUAUGCUGUGGGUCCUGCUUAUUGAAAUGUAGGUCUUACUUAAACUAGCCAUUCAGAAGUUAUCAAGUAGAGCACGUAUUAACUGAACCGUUCCUAGAGAGGAAGAAGAACUCUGCGAGCCUAUGGCAUGUAACGUCCGUGAUGACAAAAAGGUUAGGGGAAGAGUGAGCAUUUCCGAAACACGUUUCAUUUAUUUUUUCCUAAUUAUUCGUUAAUAGUUAUAUUUUAUUGUUUAUUUCCGAAAGUGUCAAAAAUAUAUUGAUCUUUAUCUGUAGCUACCAGAAGUGGGCGGAGUUUAUUGAUAAAGAGCUGGGUUUCCGAAAAAUAUUACAGCAAUUUGUAAAAGGCCGACUCUGUGAAAAUUGAUUUUACAAAGACCCGUUGAUUUGCAUGUUUUCAAACAGAAGGCGUCUUUGACCGGGCUUAAGUUAAGGGCAUCUGAUUAACCUAAAACUAUAAAUUGGAGGAUAAUCCUUCUUUUCCCCGACGAAGAAUUCACCGACUACUGGAAGGAACCAUCCCACGUUUUGAGUGACCUAUAGCCUCGGAACCUAGAAGAUAUCCAAAGGACCACCACUUAAAAGUCUUCUUAAAAACGCCUGUUUAGAAAAUAUAGCUGCAAAUCAUCUGUUUGGAUGAUUUUCGGUAAAAAAUAUGAUAGUUAGGGCCGCGAAAUGUCCAAUCAUACAGCAUAGUAUCAGUAACUUUACAACUGUUAAUUUUUAAGGUAAACGACAUGGUCCAUAUCCACCAUAACAUUUUGCGGACCUUGUGUGACGUCCUCUCAACAGCAUAUAGAAGUAUAUUAUUUUCCUUAUGCGGAAAGUAUGCAGCUUCUACUACAGAAAUUUUCCAUGCAAUUGUGAAGACGGGGUUGGUUUCAAAAUCGUUUGGUAUAGAAUUUACUGACGUAAAUAACUAAAAAAUGAAUAAAAGAAAGAGCAUAAAAUAAGUUUGAAUCUUUAAGGAUAUCAAGAACCAAUACAAGAACGUUAAACUACUUAAGUAGCCAUUUUUACCGGACGUAGUUUUUGCAGACGGCCUAAAGGAAGCCCAUCCAAAAGCCGGAGUCCUGACGUGAUUGAAAUAUCUUGGAAUUAUGCCGCACAGUAAUCAUUCUUGCGACCCUACUUAAGUUGUGUUUCCGAAUGGAAGACACAUUUCAGAAUUUCAGUUAACAUCCGAGAGGUAGCAAAUCUUCUGUAAAUGCUGUGGAAGUCCCCCCACCACUGGACCCUCGGAAUAGACGUAGUCAUCACAAAUCACGAUAACCUAAUCCUACCGAAGAAGUUGUGUGCUUUGGUAAGCGCGAAGGCUGCUAGAAACCGAUUCUACUUGACUCAAAUCACUGUAAAAAUGGUAUGAUGGUCGCAGAGUUGCCCACCCGCCUAAUGCACGUUUGGACUUGCAUAUGUUAUUGUGACGAGAGCUGUCAAAAGAAGAGGAGGCGUUCACCGGGAGGGGUGUAUUUGAGAUCCGACGUUUCGGGUAGUUUAUUCGUCUGCCCAUCUUCAGGGACUGGGAGGUCCUGUGCACAGCACUCCUUAUUACGGCGCCCUUUGUCAAAUGCGUGAUCCGCCACUGCCGCCUGUGUGGCUGCAUCCAACCCGCAUGCCACUGUGACCUGAUUCGCCCCCGUCGGCCGCGGUGAUGACUGACGGCCCCGAUUGGCCCGCGCCGUGUCCCGCGCCUAACCGAAUGAAAGGAUGGUGUCUUUUGACGUCGUCUCACUAUUCACGUCCAUACAACAGGCCCUUGCGGUCGAAACGCCCAGUGACCUGCUACGUCAAAAUUACGACGGGGGCGAUGGCCAGCCCACAGCUCAGGAUCCCAUAGAACUCAUGGGGCACUGCCUCAAGACAUUCUUUACCUUCGAGGGGACCACAUACGAGCAGAUCAAGGACACUCCAAUGGGUUCACCAAUCUCCGGACUCAUUGCCGAAGCGGUUCUACAAAAACUCGAGAGACGACUAUUCGAGGAGUACAAACCCAAGUUUUGGGCACACUACGUUGAUGACACCUUCGUAAUCAUAAACCAGGAUAAAAUCAACUACUAUGCGGAAGUACUGAACUCAAUCAUGCCCGAUCUACAGUUCACGAUGGAAGAGGAAGUAGAGGAUAAACUUCCAUUCUUGGAUGUUCUCGUCUGCCGCCAACCAAAUGGCGAACUAGCGAUGUCGGUCUACAGAAAACCGACGAAGACGCUGCAAAUUCUCAGCUACAACAGCAACCACCCGCCACAACAAAAACGAAGCUGUGUCCGCACGCUGUACCGACGGGUGAAAACUCAUUGCAGCACACCAGCCGCCAAACUGGAUGAGAUAAAGCUCCUCCGAGAACUUUUCAGAGCCGCGGGCAUUCACUGAACGAAGCCGGAGGCAGCCAAAGAAACGGAACGAAGAGCAUAGUCAGCCAAACUCGUGGCGGAGCAUUCCGUACAUUAAAGGGGUCUCCGAAGUCGUGGCCCGAUCACUCGCGCCACUCGGAAUAGGUGUUGCCCACAGGCCUGACUCAACAAUCCGCCGACAAGUGAUGCGGCCGAAAGAUCCGAUCCCUAAGCAGGAGAUGUCGGCCGUUGUCUACCGACUUCAAGGCAGCUGCGGAAGCUACAACUACGUUGGAGAAACCGGCCGACGGCUGCAAACGCGAAUGCACGAGCAUAAGUUGGCCGUGCGAAGGUUGGACCCAAAGUCGGAGGUAGCAACCCAUGCCGCGCAAAUAGGACACAUAUUCAAUUUUGACGCCGUUGAGAUUGUGGGCCGGGGCAGCGAUCACACAGCAAGGCAAGUGCAAGAAGCCUGGAUGUCCACCGACCGCUCUGUCGACCGCCACAUCAAUUUGCCUCCCCCCUAUCUGACUUUACAAAACUUCUUAGCGGGGGACAGUCACGGCGCGGGACAAUCGGGGCCGUCAGUCAUCACCACAGCCGACGGGGGCGAUUCAGGUCACGGUGGCAUGCGGGUUGGAUGCAGCCACACAGGCGGCAUUGGCGGAUCACGCAUUGGACAAAGGGCGCCGUAAUAAGGAGUGCUGUGCACAGGACCUCCCAGUCCCUGAAGAAUAAACUACCCGAAACGUCGGAUCUCAAAUACACCCCUCCCGGUGAACGCCUCCUCUUCUUUUGAUAUGCCACGUGGGAAUCGGAUUUUCACUACUAUUGACUAGAGCUGUGUUUGAACAAAUGGCAUCGAUUAGGGUUAGAGUUUGAUUAAAGACUAGGGCUGGGUUCGGGAUUAGGAGUAGAGUCAGGAUUACGCUUAGAGGUUACAGAUAGGGUUAGGAUUCAAGUGAAGGCGAGUCGGCCCAAAAUUGUUGAAGUGCGAUACGCUUGCGAGGUGUUUCCCUAAACGCAAGCCAGGGAGUGCGAGAGUCAGUAUGCCAAGUUUUAAAGUAGCAUAUGAGCGUCCAAGCGUCCCAGAGAUCGGCGUUAGCAGAAGGUCGGCCGUCAAUGUUGGCUUACCCGGCUCGAGAUGCGAGCAUGCGUCCCCCCCUCCCAUGACCGACUGUGGCCAAACAAUGAACAAUAAAAUAUCGAUUUGCGCGUCACGGCGCCCCCAAUCCGCAGGGUUGGAUCGCACGCGACGCAAGUGGUCAACUGUCGCUGUAGCCACAAAGGCCAAGAAAGCAUCUCCAGGAUGGGUGUUAUUCAGUCAGUGUAACCUCAUUUUCAACUAAUGCCGGAGGAAUUAUUUCCCAAUUAUUCAUAUUGACCCAACUGUGAAAAACUCGGCGCCUCGUUUGGAUUCGAACCCACGCAGUAAGGAGCAGGCUUUAGUACAGUCAAUGCUCUCACCAUCUGAGCUACGAGGCCCCGCCGGACGACGCGAGUUUAAUUAAAUUUGGGUCAACUUACCCACCCGGCCUACUGCGACGUCUGGAAUCCACCAAAUCUGAUACAGUAAGUUGACUGCCCAAGCUGGAUUUCCUAAGUAAUUCACCUAGAAUCCACCAGAUCUGCCAAAAUACCUACGGAUUUCCCAAUUAAACCAAAACCGUCGUUUGCUAAAAAAAUUGUUUCUUACCCCCACCCCCCCUUAACAGGUCAUUUUGUUUGCUCUGACGGUGGCAGCGCUACGCGUAAACUCCAUUUCGCCAAUAUAGGCAUCGCAGAUCAGCGUCGGGACUGCAGAGGAGUUUUGUCAGGCCGGUGCGAAACACCUCCGUGUGUGCAGCGCAAGCAUACUUUUGUGAAAGAACCUAAAUUUGUCCUAUUCAAAAAUUUUUGCCGAAAACUUUUUGAAUGCCGGUGUUGUUGUUGUUGUUAUAUGCCGUCUCCUUUUGCCCGAAAUUGUUUCGGGAAAAGUGACGUCUGUAUACACAAUUAUUUUAUGCUCCGAUUCAUCUAAGGCACCCGAGAGCUUACAAACCGUUUUUUCGAAUUUUAUUUUGUAAGAAAAACAUAUUUCAUUUUCCUAACAUCAAACAUGACUGAUUGUUUCAUUUGGCUCUAAAUCGAUGCAGAAAAAUGCCAAUUAAUGCCCGCUUAGCGCAUGCAACAUUGGAUGCACCAUCUCAUCAAUUUUAUCGUCUAAGGCAGUCUCUCUGAUAGAAGUAAGAACUAAUAUGCGGAUUGUUGAAAAAAUGUAUAAAUGUCUCAGUAGCCAAUAUUUUAAUUCAAUUCCUUUAUCGUUGAUGGAUUUAGACUUUUGAAAUUGGUAAUGGCAGCCAGCUUUAGUUCUGAACAUGUGAAACGCAUCCCAACAUGCUACUGAAAAUUCGAUAAUGCAGUUAAGGGGUAAGGAGAGUCUAGGUUGGAAGUUUAGGACAGAGUGACCUACGCAGACUUACUAUCCUCCGAAGUUAAGAUAGAGUUGAAACCGACAGAAGUAAUAAAAAUGUAUACAAAGACUGUUUCUGAAGAUCACGGACAUCAAUAAGCCCCUGGAAAUUAAUCACCAUGGUCCAAGAAAUCUAUGCAACAGACAAAUCACGGAGUAGAAAUCUCGACAAAUUCUAGUUAUCGUAUUUUAAAGCGCAUCUAUUCAGUCAGUCAGUCAGUCAGUGUAUUUGAGGGAAAUAGGCUUACGCCUUUGAACUCCCUAUUUGUACAUAAAAAAUCGAUAAACAAGCAAAAAUGUGAAGAAAUUACAGCAUUAAGUGAAUGCAUACAUUGAUUCACAUAUGUCACUAAUCACAUGGCUAAAAAGUCACAUAGUCCGCUUGUUGCUGCAGCAUAUAUCUGUAAAGGCUACAUUUAAACGUCUCCACAAAUUGAGACAUAACAACCAUCUCGGGCAGGUUAUUCCACGGUUCCACGACACGGUUGAAGAAGAAAUAUUUUCUCACAUUCAGUCUACCCUGUGGCACACGUAGCUUGAAGGGAUGUCCCCGGAGGUGGGUUGUAGUGGCGAGUUGGAAAAAGUCAUCGCGCCGAAGGGCACAAUCCAAGCCGCGCACGAUACGGAAAGUUUGUAUCAUGUUUCCGCGCAACUGCCUAUAACUCAGAGGAUAGAGAUUAAGGUUAGUUAAGCGGAUCUCGUAUGGCAGUGCACUUUGACCUCUUAUUAAUUUUGUUGCUCGUCUCUGCACCCUUUCGAGAAGAUCGUAAUCCUGAUGCGUCCACGGUCUCCAGGCCUGAAUUGCAUAUUCGAGAUGGGGCCUUAUAAACGUGCCGAAGACUUUGGUGAAGCAGUCUUCAUCGAAAACUACGAAUGCCCGCUUGAUGGCAUAUAGCAUUGAGGUUGCGGCCUUGGCCGCCUUACAGCAUUGUGUAGAAGGCUUUAGGCUGUCUGCAACCCAAACUCCGAGAUCUUUUUAAGUUUCUGCUUCUCGGAGUGGCAUUCCGUUCAGAUGGUAUUGCCGCGUACUAGGGGUCUGAUUUCCGAGGCGCAGAAUGGUGCAUUUGUUCAAAUUGAAGGACAAGAGCCAUCUGCGGGACCACUCGUCCAAUCGACAAAGAUUUUCUUGGAAGGUGGUCUCAUCGGCAGCAUUCUGGAUGACUUUCCAGAUUUUUAUGUCGUCCGCAAACAUGGCGCAAACACAGUCCAACCCAUCUACACAAUCAUUAAUGAACAAGAGAAAGAGGGUUGGUCCGAGCACCGAGCCUUGUGGCACCCCACUCUCUAUGAAUGUGCACCUUGAUUGCUGUUGUUCUAGGCAGACAAUUUGGGAUCGGCCGACAAGGAAAUUUUCGAUCCAUUUGAGAAGUUUGCUACCGAUGCCCAUAAUUCUCAACUUGUGUAGGAGACGCUGGUGCGGAACACUGUCAAACGCCCUCCGAAAAUCAAUAUAGGCAACAUGCACGGUGUGUUUUGCGUCCAGUGUUCGUGUCCAACUUUGCAUUGUGUAUAGCAAGUUCGUAACACGUGAUCUUCCCCUACGGAAACCCUAUUGUGCAUUGGACAAGAGGUUGUGGGUUUCCAAGUAAGCCAUCAACUCCUUUUUGAUGGUUUUCUCCACCACUUUUCAGCAGAUUGAUGUCAAACUGACGGGUCUGUAGUUUGUCGCCUGAGCACGACUACCGCUUUUGUAAAGGGGUGUAAUGUGGGCCGUCUUCCAGUCUGUGGGAAGAAUUCCAGCAUCAAACGAUUUCCGACACAGAAAGGAUAGUGGCUUGGCCAGCUUUUGGGCAAGCUCAAAGAGCAGUUUUGCUGGAAUCUCGUCCGGACCGGGAGAUUUACAUUCCUUUAACCUUUUUGUUCUUCCAAAAUCGCUUCUUCUCGAAACACAAUAUUUUCGAUAGUAGGAUCUCCCAUCUUCUCAGAAUUAGAAGGGGUAAAGUCUGCUUCUCUUGUGAAAACGGAUCGGAAAAAUUGAGAAAAGUGCUCAGCCUUAUUUGUACUGUCCGAGAUCUCCAAGCCGUCAUCACCCCUCAUAACAGGAAUGGGAUUCCUGUUACGUGUGCUUUUCCGCAAAUAGCUGUAGAGCAAUUUCGGAUUUUUAGCGGCUCGGUGGAGCAAAUUACUCUCAAAAUCUCGUCGCCUCCUGAAAAUCAGACUUUUCACCUUAUUUCUUUGAACUUUGUAUUCUGUAAACGCUGCAUUGUUGUUUUUCUUGCAAAAUUUCUUCCAUAACCUUCCUUUCUUGUUGAUCUCCCUUUUGAGUUCUCGUGUUAGCCACUGAGGGCGGUUGGGUGUCCUAGGCUUUGAUAAGGGACAGUGGUUCUUCAUUAGAUGCAGUAAACGAUCCUUGAAUAAAUUCCAGUCCUCGUUAACGUUUCCGGAGAAGAGAACAUGCCAGUCUAUUUGUGAUGCCUCAGCUCUCAUUUGGCGAAAGUCCCCUUCCCAUAUAUUUGGCCUCGUAUUGUCUUUUGUACACGGUUCAGAAUACAGCAAGAACUCCCAUAAAAGCACUACAUGAUCACUUCGACCGAGCGGGGGUAGGUAGUACACCUCGUCUAUACUGUCAGGAUCUUUGGUAAAAACGAGGUCCAGACAACUGGCCUGUUGCCCUCCACGAGCUCUUGUUGGAAACAGGACACGUUGAGUGAGUAGAGCUUCUAGGGUUGUCUUUAGUAGAUGGCAAUCGAAGGUAUUCAUCGAGCACUUCGCAUGCAUAUCGCUCCAUUGAAUGCAGGGUGCGUUGAAAUCCCCCAUGAGAACAACGUCUGGUCGGCUGGCGAUCUCUUUUAUGCUUUUCAGUAGACAAGUAUCUGGGUCGGGCUCAGCCUGCGGGGCCCGGUAGAUAGUUACGACUUCGAGGGACUGAGAUCCCCGUUAUGUUCAAAGCUUAGUUCAUGCUCUCAGAGCAGAUGGUCUGAAGCGAAGAGCGAAGGAUUGCGAUCAGUACAAGACAAAAUGUGUAUAAGAUAUACUCGUUAAGGCAACAUUUAGUUAAACAAACAGUAAGUUCAAGAACGAUGAGCAGGUAGGUAAACACAAGAUAGUCUGGUGCCUCGGCACAGUCUAAGAUGAUGUUGUGCACCAUAUCCGCACAUCAGGUCCUCCAGUGUUUGCUCGGCCGAGCGAACUAGCACCGGAGCGUUUCCAGGCCGCGAAGGCGGAGUUUGAACACGUGCUGCAACUGGGAAUAAUUCGAUCGUCCGACAGACCUUGGGCGUCCCCACUGCAUGUGGUGCCCAAGGCGGCAUCCGGUGACUGUGGCGACUAUCGUGCCCUCAAAAGCGCCACCAUUCCUGAUCGGUACCCGUACCCCAUCUUCAGGACUUUGCUGGAGCCCUUUUCGGCAAAACGGGUUUCUCGAAGAUUGAUCUAGUGCGUGCUUUUCAUCAGAUUCCGUUUGCCUCUGAGGAUAUUCCUAAAACCGCCGUCGCCACACCCUUCGGUCUCUUCGAAUUCAUCCGCAUGUCGUUCGGUCUUCGUAAUGCUGCCCAAACGUUCCAGAGGUUCAUCGAUCAUGUCUUGCGUGGCCUACCCUUUGUGUACGCCUGCAUUGAUGACCUCUUGGUGGCCAGCCGGAAUGAGGAAGAACACAAAGAUCAUCUUGCCUUGGUGUUUGACCGCCUUGACAAGUUUGGCGUUGUAAUCAAUCCCUCCAAGUGCGUGUUCGGUGUGCCUUCGCUCGAGUUCCUCGACCAUCAGGUCGACUCUGAAGGUUUGCGUCUCCUCCCCUCCAAGGUUGAAGCAGUUCGUAAUUUCCCUCCACCCACUUCCAAGCGUCAGUUGCAGCAAUUCCUCGGCAUGGUCAACUUUUACCGUUGGUCCCUCCCGAACUGUGCUGACCUCAUGCUGCCGCUCACCAACAUGCUUUCUGGUCCCAAAGGUCCUUUCAAGCUCACCUCAGGCAGAAACUGA